Messenger RNA from Pelobates cultripes (western spadefoot toad), 78004 nucleotides. The record is from the annotation of a GenBank genome assembly. NCBI's taxonomy places the organism in Eukaryota, Metazoa, Chordata, Amphibia, Anura, Pelobatidae.
AGAACACCUCCAUGUAGUGUGACGUCACUUCUACUUUCUAUUUCUAGAUGUCCAGCUUUGAAGGAGGUGAGUGCACUUGAAUGUGCCGCGCGGUUGCAUGGUCCAACCGCUCCGCGCGGCAUACUGAGGGGAACUCACCCAGCACCACCGUGGAACAGUUACCGUCAUUGUCUUGUUGUUUUCUCUCCUCUGUUUCCUAUGAUUUGGCUGCUUCUUUUCCCGGCUUCCGCUAAAGGAGACGCCCCAGUGCCACCUCGUAGUACACACUAACAGUAUAACCGGAGCAGGGGCUUCUGCCAGGCCUAAUCCCCACCCCCGCCAACCCGUACUUCUUGCAGACUUGAUACCGCCUAGCUCUCUCGGGGAAGGACAUUCCCACCAUGGGUACAGUUAACACUCACCUACAUGCUAAUCAUAAACCCAAUGGUGUAUCUUCUCUUAGAAAGCUCAGACAGUCACUCUAACAAAAACUAAAACCCUCAACUCACAUACCUACUCAGGCACUUGGCACCACUGCUUACCCCUCUAUGUACUUCUGAAUGUACAGGUUACUCACAGACACUCACAAAUGUUCUUAGUGAAUGUGAAAUGAAGAAAAAUAAAGAAUAUAAAAAAUAAAAUCUAUAUAUUACACACAUCAAUAUCUCCACAUCCAUGUGGCAAGGUGUGGUAAAAGUACUGAGACAGGUGGAUUUACCUGUGUUUCACUGCCUUGCUCCUGGCUUAAAGGAACUCCCCAAGCACCAUAACCAAUCCCACUAAAUAUUGUAGGGGUAAGAGGGGGCGUUCUAAUAUUGUAACAUGCACAGAUAUAACAAGUUUGGAUUUUUUAUGUAUAUUUCUUACACUAGAUGUGUGCUACUUCUGUACAAAACCCCAUAUUGUCUUCUAUGCCUUUGUCACUAUUCUGUGACGUUGUUGUGACAUGUAAGAGACGUGAUUAUUUUAGUUUUUACAGUUAGAAUUUUGGUAAAUGUACUUGAUUUUCAUUUGAGCACCAAUUUCAAUUAAGGUUUGUGGUUUUUUUUUAAGUUCAAAUAUUGCAAUCUAGUUUAUUUUGUAAACUUGAUGUGUGCUAACAUAAUAAAAAUUUGCUAAAUUGUGCUCAGGUAUAUCUGUCACGGUUAGCCACCCCAAAAUGCUGAAUGUGUACCCACCAGAACUAAACAGAGAAAACGUAUUACUAGUCCUUGAAAUAAUAGUUUAAUAUAGAUAGGAAAAUAGUAAAGGAAAAAUCCAAGUAAAAAGGGAGCCAGAAGUUGGAAAAGCAAGCGACAUAGCUGGAUCAAGGAUACCAGAUAAAACAGUAAUCAAGGAAAGCAGAGUCAAAAGCACAGUAAUUAAUUUUUUUUUUUUUUUUUAAAGUAGUAAGAAUGUACUUUUGAGACUAAUAAAGAUACAACAUGCCGUUUGCGUCAUAGCAAUGCCCCCAAAACGUAAGGGGAUAUUGCAAAUUUAGCCAUUUUGUAUCAUUAAUGUGAUGACGAUGUGGAUGCAUAGUGUCAUAAGGCGUCUGUGAUGAAGAGAACAGCAUGAUGCCACAAUGGAGCACUAUAUCACGAAAAGGUGCAUACAGGGUGUAGAACACCGGCACAUUCAUCCUUACAAUAUCUCGUGUACAUGACGACCCUAUUCACAAGUUUUAAAUACAUGUCUGAAUUUAUAACCAGCCCAGUGUAGGUUUUAAAACCAAAAUAGCAAAUGAAAGAUGGGCCUAUGAUGCAUUUGUGGAAUUUUAGUAGCUCACAUAUUUAAAGUACUUCGUAAAUGGAUACCAUUUGCAAAUGUGGACACCAUGGGUACUCUCACAUGAUAUAUUUCGAACUUUAUUGAUGAUCCAUUUUUUUUUCCAAUUUGUGCCACUGCAAUAAAAUUACCUUAAAUAUACUUGGCAACAUCUGAUUACAACAAUAACAUAUUUUAUAUGCGAAACCAAACCCUAAUUCUUAACCGAGUUAUGCCAAAACUAAACCUAAUCCUAAUCAUAAACCCCACCCUAACCCAAAACCUAAUGCUAUGCCAAACCCUAACUAUAAUCCUAAUUUUGAUCCUAGCAAUAGUUUUAGAAAGAUUCAAUGUCUUGCUGGCCCUAAUUUUAAUCCUAAUCCUUAAACUAAUCCUAAACCUAGAGAGAACAAAAACAAAAUCACCAUAAGGUCAAAAGGACCAAAUAUGGCAAAUUGUCAGUGCAGGUAGUACCAGGGUAUUCUGGGCAUCUACCAUAAAUUAGGGAACAGCAAACACAAUUGAAGCUUAUGCUAGCUUUAGUGUACUAAUAAUCUUAAUUUUAAUAAGGAGAGGAGGCGAGUAUUUUGCAUUAACUCUCUUUACUAAACUCCAUAGCAGUAAAGAAAAAUGUAAAGAGUAACAAUAAAUCAAUGAGCAGCAUAGUCUAUAUAAAGGUCAAGCUGCCUGUACACUUCCUCUUUCUUUAAGAGACAUCCAAGUCCUGACUGAACUCGAAACAACCAGGAAACCAAACGAAACUAGUAGAAGCGGCUUCUGUGGAGCGCUGAACUUGAGGAGACUCCUGGCAAGCGAACGACGAACGACGUUAACGGAGCGGUAGGAGCGACCCGUUGAAAACAAGGACGAAAUAAAAUUGGGAAUCAUGGAAAUAGGUGCUGUAAAUCGAUCGGAGUCCGGUUCCACGCACCAAGUAGACCAGGAGGCCCAAGCUGAAAGGUAGCAGCGUCUAGUUCCGGGGGCCCAGGAAUCCCAUAAGAGGUCCCUAGUAGUCUGCGAUAGUCUGCUGACUUGCCAGGAACCCCUGAAAGAGUCCAAGCCACAAGGGGCAGACAGUCUUCCAAGAGCAGUGGGUGAAGAUCCCUUUGGGAUCCGUGAGCAGGUCCGGGAAGGAUGGUAGAAGUAGACGGUCCUUGCAUGAGGAGGCCAGGAGAUCCGGGAACCAUGGUUGGCUCUGCCACAAGGGCGUUAUGAGAAUCAGUGUCACAUGUUGCGUCCGGAUCUGGUGCAGUGUUCUCGCAAUCAUGGCGAAUGGGGGAAAAGGCGUAGGCCCCGGUGGUCGGCCAACGUUGGAGAAAUCCGUCCGUCGCUUUGCACUCCGGGUCCGGGAGCCAGCUGAAAAACUCCGGGGUCUGGUGAUUGUUGCGGGAGGCGAACAGGUCCAGAUGAAAGGGACCCCUCCAGGCUGUGAGGGCCCGGAAUAUUUUCGUGUCCAGCUUCCAGUUGCUGACGUCCCUCCAGUGACGGGAGAACCAGUCGGCCAUGAGAUUGAUCUCUCCGUGGAGGUAUUCGGCCUGGAGUGCGAUGUUGCGGGGGAGACAAAAGUCGAAGAUGUCUUUCGUGAUGUCUGACAGAAGGCGGGAGCGUGCACCCCCCAGGCGAUUGAUAUAUCGGACUGCGGAGACGUUGUCCAUGCGAAGGAGGAUGCAGCAGUUGGAUUUUUCCUGAGCCAGGCUGCGGAUCGUGAAGGACCCCGCCAGGAGUUCUAAGCAAUUUAUGUGCAUGGAGAGCUGUGACGUCCAUGUUUCGAGGAAGUGGUCCCGUUGGUAGCGCCCCAGCCCCACAAGCUGGCGUCGGACUCCAGUAUAAAAUCCGGGGAAUCUCCGAAUAUGGCCCUGCGGUUCCAGGCCUGCAUGCUGUCCAGCCACCAUGAUAUUUCUUCACGAACCUCGGCCGUCACCGGGACGGGUUGAUCGUACGUGGGAUCUUGCUUUGAGCCGUUGCAUGGCCCUGUAAUGGAGGGGGCACGGGAAUACGGCCUGAAUGGAGGCAGAGAGGAGUCCCACAUUUCUUGCUAAGUUGCGUAGCGGGAUGGAAUCGCAACAAAGUACUCUGCGAAUUUCCUUGCGAAUAGACAAGAUCUUUGAGGAUGGUAGUCUCAGAGUGCACGAUGUGGAGUCAAUCUCGAAGCCCAGGAAUUGUAUCGUCUGGGAGGGAGUCAAUUCCGAUUUCUGGUGGUUCACUACGAAACCCAGGGAUUCCAGUAGCGUCACUGCGAGACGAGUGUGUUGACGCAGCCUGAACUCUUCGGAGCAGAAGAGGAUGAUGUCGUCCAAGUAAAUGACGCACCGGAUGCCCCUGGACCGCAGGUGGGCUACCAGUGGCUUCAGGAGUUUGGUGAAACACCAUGGGGCCGAGCUGAGCCUGAAAGGGAGGCAGGUGAAUUGCCAAGGACGGCUGUGCCAAAGGAAUCGGAGAAGAGGUCAGCAGUCUGGAUGCACUGGGACCGACAGGUAUGAGUCUUUUAGGUCGAGUCUGGUAAACCAAUCGUUGCGUCGCAGGAGGUCUCGUAGCAGAUGGAUGCCCUCCAUCAUGAAGUGGCGGUACACCACGUAUGCGUUAAGGUCGCGCAGAUUGAUGACAGGGCGGUAUUCCCUUUUUGCGGACCAGAAAGAUAUUGCUGAAAAAAACCUCCCAAGCCGUGGGCCAGCUGGAUGGCUCGCUUGUCCUGAAGUUCGCGCAGUUCCAUGUCGACGAGAUCGUGGUCAUGAGGCGCAGGGGGUGUGCCUGAACGGGGGUCCCCACCAGGUCUAUGAUGUAGCCCUGUACUGUUUGCAGAAUCCACGUGUCUGACGACAGGGCGGCCCAAUUCUGGAAAGAAAGGGAAAUACGGCCCGCGGUGCGGGUGCAUGGUAAGAGAGGAGGAAUGAGAUUGCUUACGUGCAGCAAAUCGGGAACGUCCACGGCCCCUGUCCGAGCCUCUGGAGUAGGGUGGUUGCCUGUAAUCCCUGGUUGGGUAGAACGGUGUCGGCUGGGUGCGGGGGCCUGAAGGCCAGAACCGGCUGGCGGCAUAGCCCCAUUGCCUGCCAGCCCUUCCAAAAAACCCUCUGGUAGUGUUGCCUCUGAAAACUCGGCGCAUAGAGGACUGCGCUUUGAGUGAGGUGUUUGAGUUCUUUGAGGAACUGUUCACCAAACAGUUUCCCUUGUGCCUGGGGCCCAGUUUCCUUUGUGCCAAGCUCUGCCAAUUUACCGUUAAUACGGUAUAGCGCUGCUUUUCGUCUCUCAGAAGAGAGCGUAACAUUUGUUUUUCCAAUGAAACAAAAACAUCGUUUUGCCCACUCACGAACAUCAUGUGCCCAUUCCCUGAUAUUUUUGGCAGAAAAAGAAUCGGCUUUGGUAUAGGCGUCGUUCGCCAAGUACAUGAUGCGGGCCAGGGGGGCAACGGAGUCCAGCAGAUUGUCUUGAGCGCCCCACAAUCCUUUUUCUACCCCUCUGCGAGGGUCUCUUCCGCUCCGCAUCAUGAAGGUUGUCAUAACCUUAUGGAACUCAGGGGUUUGAGCCACUUUGUCCGGCAGGGAAGAGCGUGGGCAUUCCGACCUAAGUCGUCUGCGUACCUCCUUUUUCUAGAGGUUUGCGGAGCCACAGGUGCAUGAACCUGGAGAGGUGCUCCGGUGGUGACCAGUCUCCUGAUCUGGGAUGGCUUAUGUUGCGGGGGUCGAACAUAGCCUGACCCGAAGGGUCUAAUAUGGUGUCUGAAUCAAGUGGAGGGUCUGCGUCCACAGGGUCCUCGCUCCUCUCUGUCUGGGCCGCACCCAGGAGGGUCUCCCGCAUGAAAGCGGAGAUAGACUUCUCACCCGAACCCCAAGCAUCAUAGUCGGAGAGGUCUGCUUGCCACUCGUCUAGAACUGACAUGGAGUGGGAAGGUUCUUGAUCUUCGUCGGAAGAGUGAUCCUGACGCGGGGCCGGUGUACUAAAUUUGGAAGAUUUUUUUUUUAAUGUUUGGCAGGAGCCUUACCCUUGGUCGGUUUGGGUGUAUUGUCUUCGCCUCUUUCGUGGCGUUUUCUGGGGCGGGAGUCCUCCCUGGCAUGGUAGUCCGAGACAUCGGAGUACGACUCGUGGCGUGGGCGUCUGCGAGCAGAUUUGGGUAAAUCCGGAGCUGUAGCUCGCACUUUGGAGAGUGCCUUCUCCACAGAAGCAGCGACAGCUGCAUUAAUCAUGGCCUGGAAGUCCACAGGGACAUUCUGGGAGUCUUCCAUGGUAUAGGGUAGGCUUGUGAUACACGUCACUAAUAGGCACUAUAGUAGUGGCACCCAGGUCUUAGAUAUAGGGCGUAAGGCGUAGGGUCAGUUGAUGUGGUGGUUAUGGUGGAUAACAACACCAUCCAGUUAUAACCCCAGCAGGGUAUAGUUGGUGACCUUAAUAAGACUGGGGCUUAUUAUUAGUUAGAGAGAACUGCAAAAGCUAGUCUCCCAAUAAGCAGCGCAUUACUUAGGUACGUAUAAUGGGGGCUCACCCCGGUUGCACAGGGUUGGAACCCUUAAGUGUAGGUCACAAGAUUAUACAGGCAGCAGCACUGACCUGACUGACCCAGCCAAUGAAUACAGGAAUCUUCUGGUGAUUGUGGCAGGCACAGAAGUACCCAGGUAUGGAGGCACUGCAGGAACUUCAGUAUAGUAAUCCCUGGUACUCACAGGGUGUGUAGAGGAUAUUCCACAGUGUUUAGAACUCUAAUCUACUUAUCCAACAAAUAUACAUUCAGAAUACAUUGGAAGUUGAUGGCACACAAGCUUAUACUGUGACCUCUGGAUCCCUAAUGUAAUCCACGCGGUAAAACAAUAUGGCCGCGUGGAUCUCGCGAUAUGCGCGAUCAAAAUGGCCGGAAGCCGGGGAUUUAAUUUAGACCGGCCGCGGGUGAAAGAGGCCAGCGCGUUCGGUGCCGCGGCCAAGAGGAGGGAGCCCAGGAGGGGGGACUGAGGGUCCCAGGGCCGACCAGGAGAUGAGGAAGGGGGGAAGGAAACCCCUAUGAGGCUCAGGCAAACCCCACUGCCCAGAUGAAAAGGUACAGCCACAAUAACUAAUGUACAGAAAAAUACAGUGAAAAACAGUAAUGAACUAAAUAACAGACUAGCACAAUAAAGGUAUAAGUCUGACCUGUCUGCGAUGGAGCAGUAAAGAAAGAGGAAGUGUGCAGGCAGCUUGACCCUUAUAUAGACUAUGCUGCUCAUUGAUUUAUUGUUACUCUUUACAUUUUUCUUUACUGCUAUGGAGUUUAGUAAAGAGAGUUAAUGCAAAAUAGGAAGCCUCCUGUCAGGUUAUAAAAUUGUAAUACCAGAAAACAAACCCCUAAUCUGGUAAAAUGAGACCCCACAGUCAAAAUUUCUAAAUUGUUAAUAUUAGUGUGUAAUAGGACCAAAACCAAAAGUAGUGUGCACAAUGUAGCAGCAGCUAAGUAUCUGUGUAACAGAAUCAAUGUGCAAUACAGGCUUUAAUCAUUUAUGCCUACAGUACAUUGAUACAAAUUACUGCUAUUUCAAUGUAACAAAACGGUUACAGACAGAAAAAUAGGGAGGUAAGGGAAAUAGAAGGACUCAGUGUAAUUACUUGUCAGGUUCUUAUUCUGACAAGCAAGACUUUUCCGUUUAAUACUGUCCCUUUAAAUACAGUUCCUGUUUUUCACCUCUAGUGGCCUCCUUAGCCACUAGUCACCUCAGAAUCACCUGUAUCAUAUGUAAUGACGUUUUGCUAUAUAUGGGCACACUCAACAAAGCAAGUGGCCCUUACAUUGAAGUUGAUGUUCAUACUACAGACUUCAGAUCCUGGCUCCUGUAAAACAACCUGUAACUUACCUGCAAUGCUUCUUACCUGAUUUGCUAGCACCCCUACUCCUUACCAACUUGGAUUAUUUACAACUAUAAUUCUCUGCUUUAACCUGCCUACCUGAAUUUAUACAACCCUGCAAAAUCAUUAUCUGGAUAUUCCUGAACACUUUUAUUAACAAGGUGUUAUUUUUUUUUUCUCUGACUCCUUAUAGUUACUAGUCAGAGCCGGUGCAAGGAUUUCUGCCGCCCUAGGCAAAGAUCCAUUUUGCUGCCCCUUCAUGUCACUCACUCACUGACACACACAGAAACUCACUGACAGACAUACAUUCACUUACUGACUCACACAGACACUCACUGACAGACAGACACUCACUAAGACUCUCACUGACCUACGUGCACUCAUUCACUGACACACACUCAAUGACAGACACACACACAUUCACUGACAGACAUUACUCACUCACUGACAUACACACACACACACACAGGCAGACAUUCACUCACUGACAAACACUCACCUCCCUGGGAUCCAGUGUGGGGCAGCUCCUCACUCCUCCCGCCCUCUGUUUAGUAUGCCAAGGCCGGAAUUAUGUCAUAUUCCGGCGCCCGGCAUCACAUAGGGCGCACUAUUGAAGCAUAUAUUCAGGCACCAGGAGGAGCGGCUCUGGAGCCGCUCGCCCAUUGCUGCAGCCCAAGACAGAGGGGCCCACCAGGAAAUAUCCUGUUCCUGAUACCUUUCCUAUUAUUCUUCCUAUGCUUUUAUCCAGCUUUAUUUGCACACUUGUUUGUUUUCUAUUUAGAGCAUAAAGCCUUAACGUUUAUUUCUCCCUUUUCUUCUCAUUAUUUAUUCUACACAUUAUACUGCUGUAAUGUAAAAACCUACAAAUAAAUCCUCUUCAGUUAACUCUGGCAAAUGUCUCCUACCUGACCUGAUCAAGAGCAUGACAUUACUCCUAUCAUCCUCAUCCAAUUAUAUAACGGAGCUUAGUAUCUUCAAGUCAAUCAUCACAUUUAGCUGACUAGCCACUGAUAUUCACUCAGUAUAUGUUAGUUCCUGGCUAAUCCCUCAAAACAGCUGUGCCCUGAUUCCUUGUUACCAUGGCUGUUCAAAUAGGUGAAAAAAACUACCAACUCCCUUGGCUAUCCCUAUAAAGGUAUUACACUAUGACUAAGCAUAAGGCAUCAGGAUUAGUGCUAAAUAGCUGUGCAAGAAUGUGAGGGCAGUGAAAAUAAAAUAACAAAAACCCGACACAUGUUUCAGUUCCCUCUAUGCUCAAAGAAAACAAGGGUCCAUGUCUGGAUUACCCUUUUAACUUACGGAGGGCUUAAGUAAAGACAUGGCAACAAAAAUAGAGAAUGUGAGAAUUCUACGAACCGUGCUCACUGUGCCUAGAGGAGUGUGAGAGAGAGUGUGGAAGCUCCACCUCGCUGACGAGGCCCAAAGAAGGAUGAAACCAUCAUGUGGGGUUGCUGUAUCUCUCAUGCAGAUGGAACUUUGCAGCAUUGUGGGUCUGGACAGUGACUAAACUCCAUAAAAGUCUGUUAAUUAAGAUGUUGGAUUUUUUUUUUUUUUUAUGAUUUCAUAGAAUGGUUCAUAUUGGUGUUAUUAAGGUAUAGGCAAUUUUUAGCACUCCAAACGUGGUGGACUACAUCACCCAUUGUUCUUUGCCACCAUUAUAGCUGUUAAUAUUAAUAUCAUUAUGGGAGAUGUAGUAUACUACAUUUGGAGUACUGAAGGUUGCCUACCCCUGGCAUUUAUGCAGAACUUUUUAGAUGUCUUAACUGUUUAUUUUGAGGCCUUUACAUUUGAUCAAUUUUUUUUGUAGUAUAACAUCCAUAUGUUUAUUUACAGAAUGAAGGUCAAUUUUUGUCCCCAGUGUGGAGAGAAAGUAGACGAUGCAUUUAAGUUUUGCCCAAAUUGUGGUUUAAAAUUACCCAUCGAUGAAACAAAUGAUGAACCUUCAACGCCCAGCAAGUUACCACCAUCACCAGGUACAUUUAAUUAUAAUUUCCAAUGCAGCAGCUCAGUGUAACUUAACAUAACACUACCACCAAAUAUAUAUAUAUAUAUAUAUAUAUAUAUAUAUAUAUAUAUAUAUAUAUAUAAAAAUACAUAAUAUCCUUGCACUCAGACUCAAUAGUUACAUACCGGGUGCUUGCAGUCCUAGGGAAAAUUCAAAUAUCCAAUUUGCAACAGGUGACCAGCACUCACGGAUUCAUGAAAGAGUUAAAACAUCCAAAGUUUAAUGAAAAAUUAAAAAAUUGUUGACAGCUCAACGUUUCAGUCCACCUCUGGGACUUUCAUCAGGAACAAUAAUGAUAUCUCACAAUACCCAUACAUAAAUAGGCACAGCAAUUAACAUAAUUGAUGAUUAAAGAUAAUAAUGAAUUAGCAUAAUUGGAAGCUACAUUCAAGGAAUUAACAUAUUAACAGGUACAUACAAAAAACAAAAUCCUACCUACCAGUGUGUGAUUGCAGUAGCAGCCGGCGUUCUCAGAUUAAAGAUAAUGAUAAUGAUUAAAGAUAAUAAUGAAUUGGCAUAAUUGGAAGCUACAUUCAAGGAAUUAACAUAUUAACAGGUACAUACAAAAAACGAAAUCCUACCUACCAGUGUGAUUGCAGUAGCAGCCGGCGUUCUGAGAACGCCGGCUGCUACUGCAAUCACACUGGUAGGUAGGAUUUCGUUUUUUGUAUGUACCUGUUAAUAUGUUAAUUCCUUGAAUGUAGCUUCCAAUUAUGCCAAUUCAUUAUUAUCUUUAAUCAUCAAUUAUGUUUAUUGCUGUGCCUAUUUAUGUAUGGGUAUUGUGAGAUAUCAUUAUUGAUCGUGAUGAAAGUCCCAGAGGUGGACUGAAACGUUGAGCUGCCGUCUGAGAACGCCGGCUGCCACUGCAAUCACACAAUGAUAGGUAGGAUUUCGUUUUUUGUAUGUACCUGUUAAUAUGUUAAUUCCUUGAAUGUAGCUUCCAAUUAUGCUAAUUCAUUAUUAUCUUUAAUCAUCAAUUAUGUUAAUUGCUGUGCCUAUUUAUGUAUGGGUAUUGUGAGAUAUCAUUAUUGUUCCUGAUGAAAGUCCCAGAGGUGGACUGAAACGUCGAGCUGUCAACAAUUUUGUAAUUUUUCAUUAAACUUUGGAUGUUUUAACUCUUUCAUGAAUCCGUGAGUGCUGGUCACCUGUUGCAAAUUGGAUAUAUAUAUAUAUAUCUCUAUCAUUUUUUUUUAUUUAUACAUUUUUAUUUUUUUUACAUAUACUGUUUGCACUCAUGUCCAUAGUCAGUUACAGUGUCUCUACUCUCCAAUCCCAACAUGAAAGUACAGCAUGUCACUUUCUCACUGUGCUGCAUCUAAUGCAACUGAAUGAGUUUGCUGUGAGGGAAUGGCUAGCAGUCAGGGGUGAAAGCAAGUGCCAAUUAGCAUGAGAUGAUGGAGCAAAUAGCCUUGAUUGGGCCGCUCCCUAAGAUUAUUUGGGGAAAGUCAUAAUCGUAAUCUUGAAUGACUGAACCUUCAAUUCACUAAAGGUGAUUUAUACAAUCAUGCAUCCAAGAAGUGGACCUGAUAACUUCAGAAACUUUUGUGUCUUUAUCAAACAACAUUGUUGAAAGGGUUGCCUGGUCCAUCUGUUUGUUUAAAGUUUGAAAAACUCACUUACAAGCAACUCAAAUAAUUAUUUUUUUAAAACAUUAAUAUAAAGGAUUUUAUUCCCAUUGGAUAUGCAGUUAUUUAUUAAAGCGAAUUCAACGUAAAUUUGAAAUUUAAGGCCAGAGUAGCUGAAUGGUAAUCAUAGCUGACUUAGAGAAUGUUUCCAGUUUGGCUACUUUGACCUUAAAUUCACUUAGAAUUCACCUUGAAUUCUCACAUUAAUGAAUAACCCUGAUCAACUUGAUUAAAUAAACUAUAUAAACCCCUGUUGUGGUUCAUUAAAAAAUAAAAUUACAUAAAAUUAGGGUUUUAGAAAGUGUGUUGGCAAUCUGUAUUUAUUCAGUGCAUUUUCAUCUAAGAAAAGGCAAACAAUAUUUGCAUGUAAAGCAAGGCUUUUCAGAUUCCAACAUUCCUACUGAAUAGUAAAUAUUGUAACAGUCACAUGGUUCAUACAUUUCAUUUAACUUUACUUAAAGCUAAUCUAACGUGAGAUGGUCUCCUCACCACCACUCGACUCUGCACGUGGGAGACCCUCACUAGUGAUGAUCUCCUUAAGUCAUGAGCCUCUUAUAUAGAAAUAUUGGGGUUAUACUGUCAAUUGCCAAGUUUCAUCAAUAGAAUGUGUCAAGUAGGAACCAUUGAAUCUAUCACUUCACUGUGAGACUCAGUUCCAUCUCAUUUAAGCAAAUAAUCUCACUCUGUCUGUAUGACAGCCAGGAAAGUGAAAAUUGGGUUAUGUAUAAUAUAAGACAAAUCACAUACCCUGUCCAACCUGCGGCGCCCCAGAUGUUGCUGAACUACAACUCCCAUGAUUCUUUCAAUUAAAAAGAUAGCUAGGAAAUCAUGGGAGCUGUAGUUCAGCAACAUCUGGGGGGCCGCAGGUUGGACAGCCCUGCCCUAGAGCAAGAGAUUUGGAAUGUUUCUUCAAAACUGCACAUACUGAACUUUUCAUAUUGUAUGACUUAUUUAUUUUUUAAAUGGGAAACUGUGUUGGAGGUAAAAAUGUGGAUAAGAAUAAUGAAAAUGACAUAUCUGAGAGUUUUAGAGGUUUACUCCAACCAAAAACAGUGUUUUAUUCUAGCAGCCGUAGCUGGAGUAGUCCUCCCCCUUGAUAAUAGAAUAAAAAAAUAAUGUACGUUAUAAUAAAGGAAUUUACCUGCAAUCCCACAUAGAGACCAUGUCUUCCUGCAAUGUGAUCCACAAGUUAAGGGGUGGACUUGAGCAACAUGUGGGGCAGGGCUGUACCACCAUUGGUCAUCUGUGGCAACAGAUGCCCAGUAUGCACAAAAUUAACAUUAUCCAGACUCUCAUUCCAGGCAAGCUAUUGAUGCCACCAGAGGUGGAGUAACAUGUCCCCCAGCUAAAUGCAGCACUGUGCCUACAGCAGCAUGACCACUUAAAAUAACCUAAGUAGUCAUAGUGCUUGGAUUAACCCUUUGAAUGAGGAAAAUAAUGUAAACAUAUUUUUCUGUUCCACCAUAGUUAAGAGAUCGCCUGUAAAAAGACUUUCCAGUGCCAGUGCAUCACCAAAUGAAGGUAGUUGUGCAAAAAGAAGGACCAUGGAUAAACAAGAGACAGACACAUUAAGGUCUCCCAGCAGCCGUAAGUUGCUUAUAUUUUUCAUUAUUUUUAUUUCUUUUUUUAUACUAGAAUGUGUGUAGUACCAUCCAAUAAUACAGCCACAACACUUUAUCUUUGACAUGAAUCACCACCUAGUGCAUUGAAUAAAUCAUAUUAUAAAAAUUAUAUAGAUAUAUACUCCUCUCACUUCCAAUUCAGUGGUGUCAUGUCCUAAUCUUUCUGGGUGUUACUCUUCUGUCUUCUCUCUUCUUUGAUUUGCGGUCUUUGGGGAAGCUUCCCCAAGCAUGGCAAACCUUCUCUGUGAUGGCUAACACAAUGCCUUUAUUGUUCCUAUAUUCCCUAGCUAGCAGCAUCAGCCUGGGAGUUACCAUGCACUGUGGUAGUAGAAGAACUGCCUAAGGAAGAACUUCUUAACAAGGGACAGGGGCACUAUAGUGUUAGGUAUACAGGUUUAUAUUCCUAUCGCUGUAGUGUUGCUUUAAUAUACACAAAUCAUCUUCUUUGUGCAGGUGUUUUCUUUUGCUGCCUUCUUCAUUUCCCCUCCUGUCAUCCCCGCUGUCCUUUUUUUACUCUCCUCUUCUAUCUCACCCUCUCUUUCUUUUACCUUCUUUCUUUGCUCAUAUCUUCUGUAUAUAACUCCUGUAUACACGCUUAUUAUACAUUACAGGGCUCUUUCAAUUGCUCCCUAUUUUAUCUCUCCGAUUCCCCAUUCUAGAUUCUUCUUGAAAUGUUUCUCAUUUCAUGUUUUUGGUCAUUAGACAUUCUUAUUGUUUAUACAUCUUUUUAAAAUGGUAAAGGACACUAUACUGCUCAUACACAAAUUUCGUUUGAAAAAUCUGUAUUUAGUAGAUAUACCCCCAAUAAAAACGUGCGUGUAUUUAAUUAUACAUUUUUUAUUGGGGGUACAUCUAAAUACAGCUUGAUAAAGCUGUAAAUCUCUUUUUUUCUACAGUUUUCAUUGAGAUGCCUACUUCAUUAAAGGGAAACUAUAGUCACCAGAACAACUACAGCUUAUUGAAUUUGUUCUGGUGAGUAGAAUCAUUACCUUCAGGCUUUUUGCUGUAAACACUGUCUUUUCAGAGAAAAAUCAGCGUUUACAUUACAGCCUAGUGAUAACUUCACUGGCCACUCCUCAGAUAGCUGUUAGAGAUCCUUCCUGGGUCCUGGCUUCCUAAAAUGCAUCCAAACAUUCAGUAUCUCCUCCCUCUGCAUGCAGACACUGAUCUUUCCUCAUAGAGAGUCAUUGAUUCAAUGUAUCUCUAUGAGGAGAUGCUGAUUGACCAGGGCUGUGUUUGAAUUGUGCUGGCUCUGCCCCUGAUCUGCCGCUUUGUCAGUCUCAGCCAAUCCUGUGGGGAAGCAUUGUGAUUGGACCAGGCUACCACUUCUGAUGUCAGCAGACAGCUUGUUUUUCUGAGGCAAACAGCAUGCAGAUCUAUAGCUUCUGCUGGAAUACAGUAAGAUUUAGCUAUAUUUAUGGAGGCAUGAGGGGACCAGGGGGGCUAGAUGAUGAUUUUAACACUAUAGGGUCAGGAAUACAUGUUCGUGAUCCUGACCCUAUAGUGAUCCUUUAAGAUGAAGUGGUCUGGGUGUCUAUAGUAUUCCUUUAAUAUCGUAAUGAAGGGCCUUUUGUUUUUGUUUCUGAGUUGAAUCUCUUAAUGAAGGACCUGUUGUUUCAUUUGUCUGAAUGCAAGCAGAGAAGGGCACUAGAUUUUGACAAGGAGCUGGGGAUAUCCACAAGCCACACUUCAGAGCAUUUGGAAUCUGUCCCAGUGGAGAAAUGGAGCAUGUAUUUCUUACUUUUCCUCAACAUGAUUUUAUAGAUGACAUCUAAAUAAAGGUUGAUGCGCUUUUGGAGUUUAAUUGGUUUGCAGCCUGUUAAAAAAUUACCAUUAAGGGGGGCGGAGCCAGGCUUCCAGGCUGCAUGGACGUGCUGAGACUGAGCUCCUGACUAAACAUGCACGAUUUGAGGCAAAAACCAGCAUGUACUAGCCGCUUCCCAAGAGACGGCGGUUAACAGGGACACUCAACACCAAGCCUCCAGAACUGUCAGCGCCAGGUCCAUUGACAACCAGCUUAGACCUGCUAUAUAGCAUGACCAGGACUGAUAAACAUCAGAGCAGAAAGCAUAAUCACACACAGCUCCGGACUGCAAUGACUUUGAAUCUUAAAGAAACAGUUUCUGCUAUGCGAAAAGAUGCAUUUAUCUUCACCACCACACGCUACUCAUCCAUGACACUCGCACAGCGACUACACUGCAUGUCAGCAAACAGAUCCUGCCGAUAGCACUAGUUUACCUGCUAUUCUACCUACCUUAACUCACGCAUGCUAACCUACAAUGUACAGCCGAUAGGCAAACUCAAUGCUCACCUCCAAACAUACACUAGCUUUAGGGCACGUGGCAAUAUGGCAGAUCCCCAUCACACCAUCACACAGCACAUACAAGCUGUAUAACAUGUAAACCAUGUCGCUAAGAAGUAUUAGGUGUUAUCUCACUGGGUUACACUCGCAUAACCAGAUGACACAGCCUAUUGUUCAUAUAUUCUUUCCCUCCUAAUCAACUUAGUAUGACACUCGACUGUUUAGUACCUUGUACAUCAUUAUUAUGUCCUUUCUUGUCUUACUCGUGUUCCUAUUUUGCUAUCACAAAAAAAAGUGCAGCAUCUUUUGACUACCUAUGCCAAUUGUCUACUAUGAUUUAUUGUAUUGAACAAGUCAUCGCUUUCGCCUGUAAUUUACUCUUACUAAUUUACUUAAAAAUAAAGAAUUUUAAAAAAAUAAAAUACCACUAAGGGGCCACACAGAUAACUUAAUCUUAUUGAAGUGGUCUUGGUGCUAUGUCCCCACUGUUUUAACCCUGCAGCUUAAAGAGAAACUAUAGUGCCAGGAAAACAAACUUGUUUUUCUGUCACUAUAGCUUCCCCCUCUGUCAAGGCCCCCUCCUCACCCUCCUCCGUGGUGCAGCAAGGGUUAAUAAUCCCUUCUGUCACUUACCUGGGUCCAGUGUCAGUGUCCCUCGGCGCUGGAUUAGCUCCGCCCACACUCCUCCCCUGCCGACGUCAGCCGGUGGGGGAGACCUAAUGCGCAUGCACGGCAAUGGCCGCUCUCGCAUUAGUAUUUCCUCAUAGGAACACAUUUAAUGCUUUCCUAUGAGGAUUCCAGUGACGCUGGAAGUCCUCAUGCAUAGCGUGAGUAUGUACAGCGUCGUUUAGGCGACCAAAAGCCGCCUAUUCACUCGGAAGUCCCUCGAGUGGCUGUCUGGUAGAGAGCCAGAAGAGGAGGAGUUAACCAUAGCAGGUAGUUAUUGCAGUUUAUAAAAACAUUGAUGGUCUGCAGGAAAAGCAAUGCGUUUAUUGCAGGAUUACCCUGUCUCUUUUAAUACUGACAGCCACUAAAGUCGCUUGCACCAAAAUAGUGGCGUAAAACACUAUUUCAAUCCAAUGGUUACAGGUAGACCAUUUGAUUGGCGUAGCAUGCGCACAAGUCUCACAAUAAUUACCUAUGGGGAAAGCAUUGGGUUCGCUGUGAUCAUCGAUCUCAAUUGUCUCAUCCAAAGUGGCGGAGCGGAACUCCAAACACUUUUUUAAUCUUUUAAAACCUUUUUAAUCCUUGCAGUGGGGGACCAACCACCUAAACUGUGACUAGGGCACUAUAGUGUUAGACAAACAAAUUUGUUUAGAGAUAGAUAUAUAUGUAUAAUAUAUUAAUAUAUAAUAUAUAAAUCCAAAUAGGUUAUGGUGGGGAAAAACUGUGAUUGAAACCCCCUUCCACCUGAAGUCUGUGGAUAAGGGGUUUUCAAUCACAAUUAUUCCCCACCAUAACCUAUUUGGAUUUUGCUUCCCAAGCACUACCAAGCCUCAAUAAGCAAACCAGUAACCAACCUCAUGCUGACAAGUUGCCUUAACAACGAAACAGCUGUCCAUGAGUGGUUCACUGGUUUUGCAUCUUUUCCUAUAUUGUGUUUCAAACUGUUGUAUACAGCAAACACAGAUUAAAAUGAAUCCAUGUUUAAAAUGGAAUGAGGCAAAAAUGUGAUUCUUUGUUAAACUAAUUUGCAUAUGCCCACCCAGAAUCCUUUGCGGUUGUAACAUCGCUGCAGUUAUGGGAUUUCUGUGGGAAAAGCAAGACUUAUGGCUUAUGGAUAUAUAAUCUCUAAACAAAUUUGUAUUUCUAACUAUAGCGUUUCUUUAAGUGUAACUCAUUCUACUCUCUCUACUCUCUGAAUGUGUGUCCUUUACCCAAACCCCAAUUAAAACAUUAUUCCACCUCUCAGAAUAGUUCUACCAAUGGCUGCAUUAUAAUCUUCUCUCUGUUAUACAUGUACAAAAAAAAGCAGAAUAGCUUAUUGGUAUCUCUGAUGCACAAAGUAACACCAUGUUAGACCUGCACAGCUAAUAGAUUGAUAAAUAUGAAAAAGUCUUUUUAUUUUCCUCCAUUAAACUUAACUGUUUGCUGUAUUGAAACAUUUGAAAUAGUGACGCUGAGGAAAUAUUACAAAGGCAUGUGAGUAACGUUUAGAACAAGCAUGUCAAACUCGCGGCCCACAAGGACCAUCUUUGCAGCCCAGCGGUUCGCGAGUACAUGCUGAGGUUAUAGCAGAGUAGGCACCUGCUUUCCCCACAGCUAAAGCUUACCCGACCAUGGAGGAGGGCCUGCAAGGGAGCUCAGACUUCCUGCUCCCUCACGCGUGUCAUUUGUAGUGAAGUCGGGCGCCGGAAUAUGACGUCAUAUUCCGGCAUCACUAAACUGCGCGAGGGAGCAGCGAGGAGCAGAUAGAAGGACCCCAGGGAGAUACCCCACAUUGGCUCCAAAAGGUAAGGAGCAAUAAAGAAAAGUGUGUCUGUCUGUGAGUGUGUGUGUGUCAGCGGGAGGUAUGUUUUUCUGGCCUUCUACGCCUUACGUUAGUGGUCCCGCGAGGCCAACAUCCAUCCUCAUUUCGGAGGUACGGCAUUCCCUCGGGCCAAUUCAUAGCUAGCCACCUCGCUUGGUUGCAUAGAGAGGGCCUCAGUUGUCACUCCCAUUCUGUCUUAUUCUUUUACGAAUCACGGAGAGGCCAUCACCCUGCCAUAAUGCCAAUGGUAACGUACCCCACACGAGCCAAAUCAUAGAUAGUGCCUCUCAAAGCCGCUUGGCAACUAGUAGGGCCUCACCUGUCACGUUUCUAAGUAAUACUUUUGCCGCUUGGCAUUCGUUACACCAGCCAGUUGGGUAGGACCCCAGGUAACAUAUUAUUUUUAUGUUGUAGCAUGUCACAAAUACCCAAAGGCGGGGAAGAUUUGUCCAUCCCCAGCACACCGGCUAGAUCGGUCACUCCAUCCCGGGGUGACGACAAAGCGAGCCCUGCAUCACUCAGGGCAUGGACCAUUCCUCGGAUCACUGCCGAACUAAGGAAGAGGAAUAUGAUGAAUACACCGACUGAUAACUCAGGGGCGGGGGAAGGGUCCAGUGGCAGCCAUUCUUCUGAUCUGCAUACUGUUUUGUCUUCUGUCCUGACCUCUUUGGGUCGUAUUACGUAUAAACUCGACAAGAUGGAUGCAGAUAGCCAGCAACGGUCAUCUUCUGCAUUAGGGAUUCCGGUCGCUGUGUGCCUGGAGUGCCUGGACGGUGUGCCUGGACCCCCUACCGGGUAAUAUACCAACCGGUCUGAAAGACCCACAUAUUAUUAAUCCGGCACCUAUGGUGCCUGCAAACACUAAAAAGGACAUCUUGGAAGGGAAGGACAUCAAUCUGGUAUCACUUCUUAUAGCCUCGCAAGAUGUCCUUGAAAAUAAAACCUAUGCAUAUGGGGAUGUGUCGGUUGUGUUGAAAUCUAGGGACCCUAGGUUGAAUUGGAAACUAUCUAUUCCCGAAUUUGUGUUGGCUUUCGGGAUAUACAGAGAUGUGAUAUGCUCUGUAUAUCCGGAUAGGAGAGAAGAAUUGGACCUUUAUCUCCACAAGCUGGUGGAUUUGGGGCACAAGUACGGUGGUAUGUCUUUUUACGACUACCACCGUGCCUUUUCCGCAAAGGCGUCGGCCGCUCUAUCUCAGUUCAAUUAUCAAGCUGAUUGGGGUGUGCUUGAUACAGAGCUUUUUUGUUGACACUUUGCGGGCCUCAAAACCCCAACUUGUGCAAUUUGCUCAUCCAACUCCCACACGGCUAAUCUGUGCCCUAACUCUCCAGAGGUGAAUGCCGUUUUUUCUCCUACUAAUGUGAUGCCCACUGGGAGAACAGGCAGGGUGCUGAAAGAUAAACUAGGCCGUGAUAUAGUGUUUUUGGGAAAAUCGCAAGUCUGUAAUAAUUUUAACACUGGCACUUGCGGAUACAGUGCCUGCAGACUACUGCAUGUCUUCUCCCAAUGUUUCAGUGUUCACUCCAAAGUAAUGUGCCCCAAUAAAUUAUAUCCUAAGCAGUACUUAUCGUCUCUUAAUGUCUCCCUACUGGAAGAGCUUUUGUGUGGUCAUCAUCUUAACAUCUCGUUGAGUUUUUGGUGGCAGGAUUUACUUUGGGGUUUCACACGGGUAUUAUUCACAUGCCUACGGGAAUCUUGGAAUGUAAAAACUUACAGACAGCCCAAGCAGCUCCUGACACUAUUGACCUACUUCUCCAGAAGGAAGUUGACCAAGGUUUCUUAAUAGGCCCUUUCGACUCCCCGCCUUUCGCGGUUUGGAGAACUAACCCUAUAGGACUGGUCACUAAUAAAUCUUCCAAUAAACAAAGGUUAAUUCUCGACCUAUCUGCUCCCCAUGCAUCACCUACCCCAAGUCUCAAUUCACUAAUUCCAUCAGAAGAAUUUUCCCUCCAAUAUGCUACCAUAGAUAAUGCCGUCACUGCCAUCCUCUCGGCCGGGGUAGGGGCAUGGUUGAGUAAAACGGAUAUUGUAAAUGCUUUUAAGUUACUCCCUAUCCACCCUUCCCUGAGGCAUUUACAUGGUGUUAAGUGGCAAGGUUCAUAUUAUUAUUAUUUUACGCGCCUCACGUUUGGUUCUAAGAGCAGCCCCAGGAUUUUUGAUAUAUUUGCUGUGACGUUGUGGUGGAUGCUGCUUAACAUCUGUAAAUGCCCUGCCGUGAUCCAUUACCUGGACGAUUUCCUGACCAUAGAAAGGAACCUGGUACCUCCUAGUAGCCUCCUGUCCAUAACACGACUGUUCACACAACUAGGAGUACCUGUUUCACCAACAAAGACUGAAGGUCCAGAUAGAUCAUCAACUUCUUGGGGGUGGUGCUGGACUCUGUACGUAUGCAGGCUAGCCUCCCCGGGGAGAAGAUUGAACGCAUCCUGGCAGCCAUCGACCUUUACCUAGCAGGUGGCUCAUGUAAUAGGAAGGAGUUACAAUUCCUGUUGGGUUCACUAAAUUUCGCUAUGAAAAUUAUUCCACAGGGGAGAGCGUUCAUAUCCCGUUUGCUUAGCCUGUUUCCCCUAUUGCAAUCUGAUGCCUCCCGCAUUACGUUAGACGUACAUGCCACCGCUGACCUACAUAUGUGGAGGGAAUUUUUGCUAAAUUGGAAUGGGAAAAGCAUUUUUAUCCCGGUAUGGUCAGAUAAGUCGGUGUCAGUCUGGACGGAUGCCGCUGCCACUUCAGGAUUUGCCGCUAUUUGUGGCAAUGAAUGGAUGUGGGGUAAAUGGCAGGGGGAAAUUACUGAGAUCCCCAAGUUCAAGGACACAUCAGCCUUAUUUGAGCUCUAUCCCAUUGUGGCAGCAGCAGUUAAGUGGGGAGCUUGCUGGUCUGGGAAUACGGUGCGUUGCUUCUCGGACAACAUGGCAACGUUCCUCUUCCCUGGCCAUCAUGCGGUUUAUGAGGACUCUCACAUGGCUAGCUGCAAAACACAGUUUUCUUUUAACUUGCAUUCAUGUGCCUGGGGUUCUCAAUAUCGCUGCUGAUCACUUAUCACGGUCUUGGUUUCAGGAGUUCAGGGCAGCACUACCAACAGCUACCCUGACACCAACUCCAGUACCGCAGUGGCAGGAAAUGGUUUGGGACUAAAAGAACUGCUCUAUCAUGGGCAACAACUCUCACAACUCGGUCUUUCCGAUAACACCAGGAAGGCAUAUGGCAGAGCGUUGCAUGUUUUCAAUAGAUUCUUGCUGGACUUUAAUAUCACUGACCAAUUUUCCAUGGAGACAAUCAUCGCAUUCAUUUAUUUUUUCCACCUUUAUCUAACACUAUCAUUCAGUACCAUUAAGUUGUAUAUCACAGGUAUUCAACAUCACGUCCUCACCACUUGGCCUAAUAGACAAUGCUUUCUGUCAUCCUACCAAGUUAAAGGUAUUAAAGACUCCACCCCUAUACCCUCACCGUCCAGACUACCCAUCCACAAACUAUUGUUUCAGUCACUGUCAAAUCUGCUAGACACCUCCCCAUUCGAAGCUCAUACUAAUCGUAUAAUUAAAACAGCCAUCUAUUUGGCCUUUUACGGUUUUCUUUGGCCUAAAGAGUUCACCACUACUAACUAUAACUCCCCCAAAUUCAUCACAAGGUCAAACCUGGUGAAGGUACAAGAUCUGCUAUCCCUACACCAUACCAAAACUAGCGCAAAACGACAGACGGUCACUAUCACCUAUUACCCCACUAAUAAUAAAUGGUGUCCGGUGGAAGUUUUCGACAAAUAUCUUUCCUUCUGUACAAUAGCUCCAACACAACCACUCCUGACCUUACACAGUAAUAAGCUCACUACGAGUAAAUUCAUGGUGUAUGUUAGAAUGUUGUUGGUCCGUUUAGGAUUGAACCCAGCAAACUACUCUGGUCACUCAUUUAGAAUAGGAGCCGCCACUACAGCUUCUAAGAAGAAUAUCCCGGCUCACAUCAUUAAAAUUUUAGGCCGAUGGAAAUCCACGGCUUACACCAGAUACAUCCCUCAGCCAAUACAAGAGGUGCGCCUAGCAUUCAAGUCUAUGAAUAUGUGAUAUGCUAUGAUGUAUUUGUAGGAUGAAUAAACUGGUUUAUAUCUUAUUUUCCCUCUUUUAUUUCAGGCCUACUACCUCGUCCGUUCCGGCACACCACGACUGACAUUUCCAUUCCCUGUUUGUCUUAUGUUACUAAUGCUAUGGCUUUAUGCCGUGACCACAAAUGGAAGGCGUGGCCUAAAGUUGUGGGAGGGGCUUGGUUCCCCUUCUUAAGGAGCACCAGCCCUUCCCUCAUUACCUGUUAGGUCUGGCGAGUUGUCCCACCCACCACACCUCCUUUUAUAAGUAUUUCAUAAGGUAGGCCCUCUUUUAUUUCAGGCCGACUACCUCGUCAGUUCCGGCACACCAUGACUGACAUUUCCAUUCCCUGUUAUAUAUAUAUAUAUAUAUAUAUAUAUAUAUAUAUAUAUAUAUAUAUAUAUAUAUAUAUAUAUAUAUAUAUAUAUAUAUAUAUAUAUAUAUACACACACACACACACACACACGUAUAAUAGAUAGUAGAAGUGCCCUGGUGCAUUCACACGCUGAUAAAUAAUUACGUAGAAAAAAGAUGCACUCUUUGUUUUUUUCGAAAACAAUAACAGUCUUUAAUCCAUAGAAGGUUUACAAGUUGCUGAUCAACGUUUCAACACGUUCUGGUCUUCCUCAGGAUCAACAUGUAAACAUAAAAUCAGAAUAUAUAUAAGAAAAGAUAAAGUGUACUCACCAGUUGUGAUUAACUCCCUCAUCCCUUCAAUCCGAACCCAGAAGUGAAAACCGGAAGUCACGUGACGUGCAAUGUUACGUGAGAAUGUAACUUGGUUGCUUGGUUGUGUUUUUCGGGGGGCAAACUACACGGCAUGGGCGGGGACAGGCCUCACAGACUCCUAUACCGCAAGGGGUCCCUGUUCCAGCCGGCAUUAUACAGGGAAGGGGGAGGUGGGCUGGGUUGUCUGGGUAAGACCCAGUCUGCUUGUUUACGCACGAGUUAAAGGGGGAAGGAGGGCAUGGUACUGGUCUGAUGCUGGCUGACCCCUAGUUCAGCCAUAAGAGAAUAAUACAAUAUAUCUCAAUUACAAUGCCUUUAAUUCGAUUAAAUACUGUGUUGUUCUGUAUACAAAUUACUGCAAGUAGCACUUUGGUUAAUCACAUAUAUAUUGUACUACAUGCUUUACAGAUAUAGUAGUUAUAAUAGUAUAUGCAUUACUUACAGCUGAUUAGAUAAUGUUAUGCGAUAUCUGCAUUGAUAGUUGUAAAAAAAAAUAAUUAACCCCUGUUGAUUUUAAAGUACAUGGCUACUGGGAGCAUUGUGUCUGUAGGGGGGACAGUACUCUCUGCAGUCACCCCCUAAGCGCUUACUACUUUCAGUUAUACAAUCUUAUGUGUAUGUCCUACAAGAGUACAUUAUCUGAAUUCUCAUACCCCCAGGAACCCCGAAUACCCCUAGACGGGUCAUCUAAGCUAAGCCCCCCCUACUUAAGAGACCUCUGAUUUCUCUUAUACAGAAGCUCACUUUUUCUGCAGGUAUGUUGGUUCACGUUAUUUUCAACAUGGCCGUUUAGUUAUUUUCCCUGCCCCUUAGUCCUAGCGGUCCACGAGGCCAACUCCCAUCCUCCACUUCGAGGUACUAUACGCCCUUCGGGCCAAAUCAUAGUUAGUCGCCUCGCAAAUUAUAUAGAGAGGGCGACACCGGUCACUGCCAAAUACCCCCCUGUCUACUCAUGGAGAGGCCAACGUCCCAUCACCGGUGUAGGUUACCACGCCCCUCGCGCCAACUCAUAGAUAGAGCCUCUUUAGCCACUUGGCAUUAGAAGGGCCUCACCUGCCACAAAUCCUAGAAUAAUCUUUCGCCAUCUGGCACUAGCUAGCCACCUGUAAAUUCCCAACCCUGGUUACCAACAUGUCUGUUAUAUAUUUUCAGUAUGUCCCUACUCCCAGACGAUGGUGAGGAUAUGUCAAUCCCUAGCACCCCUGCUCGGUCACUUACCCCGACUCGCAAGGGCGACAUGGGAAGUCCCUCGUCCAUCAGAUCAUGGACUAUCCCCUGCAUUACUGCAGAAUUACGUAAACGCAGUAUCCCCUUCCCGGCUACUGCCAGGAAAGCAGAACUGUUCAAACUGCUAAGAACCGAUACCCUUAAUACAGACGCAGGGGAAGGCACAAGCAGCUCUCAAGAUCCAACUCUCCAUGCUAUGGUUGCCUCCCUAAUCUCUUCUAUGGAGAAGGUCAACGACAGGCUGGAGAGGCUGGAAGCCCGUAGCUUCCCUGUACAGCCUCCUGGCCCUCUCACCGAAGUAAUCCCGGUCAUACCCACAGCAAUAGUGGGUAAUUCCAUAAAGAAAAGAUCGUUCACAUCCUACACAAUAUUAGUCACUACAUGCACAGGGGGUCUUGCAAUCUUAAAGAAUUACAAUAACUUUUGAGUUCACAAAAUUUCGCCAUGCGCAUAAUCCCCCAGAGCAGGGCUUUCAUUUCUAGGCUCCUCGCCCUGUUCCCCACCUUCUCCAACGACUGUCCUGCGACCGCUGACCUCCAGUUGUGGUACAAAUUCCUCUCAGACUGGCAUGGGAGGAGCAUGUUCCUCCCGCAGAUUGAUUCACAGUCACCUGUCAUUUGGACAGACGCGGCAUCAUCCGCGGGAUAUGCCGCCAUUUUCGGCACAGAAUGGCUCUGGGGGACCUGGCCUACAGAAACACAGGGCAUUGAGGGUUUUAACACUAACUCAGCCCUAUUUGAAGUACACCCGAUAGUUGCUGCAGCUGUCACUUGGUGUAGGUUGUGGAAAGGGCAGUGCGUACGCUGCUUUUCUGACAACCUGGCAAUAUGCCACAUUAUCAAUAAGGGUCGCUCUUCCUCCUUGGCAAUUAUGAGUUUCUUUAGGAAACUGACAUGGCUGGAAGCUACCCAUCAGUUCCACAUUGUAUGCUCCCAUGUUCCUGGCAUAUACAACACGGAAGCUGACCAACUAUCUCACUUUCAAUUUCAGGCUUUCAGACUGUCCCUACCCUCGGCAGCUCGUGUGGCAACCCCAGCUCCAACUUUCCAAGACCUUAUCAUGGAGUAGACUAACUACUUCAGCACAGCCACGUUCUCACCAAGUUAGUCUUAUCCACCAGCACCCAACACGCGUAUCACAGAGCUUUUCACUUGUACAAACAAUUCGUGUCUGACCAUCACCUAGCCAACUGGUUCGAGGUUUCUUCACUGAUAGCUUUUGCAUCUUUUUGCCACCUUAAAUUUAAAUACUCACAUAAUACUAUUAAGCUGUACCUCACGGGGAUACAUUGUAUUGCUCCUUCCCUAACCACAAAGGGUUCUUAACUUCUUACCCCAUCCGAACACUACUGAAAGGCAUAGCGAAACACUCAAGAGACUUGCCAUUGACAUUAAAAUGUUCAAAUCCUUGUCCGUCCCUCUCGACCAGGCACCAUUUGAACCCCAUACGAAUGCGGUCAUUAAAACCGCCAUUUAUCUAGCUUUUUAUGGGUUUUUUUAGACCAAGAGAAUUCACCAUUAGUGGCCAGCACCAUAGCCAAGGGUGCCUCCUCACAUUUUACCUCAUGAAACACACAGACUACUAUGUCCUCACCCUACCUAAGACCAAAACAAGUCAGAUGGGGGAACCGGUUCACAUAACCUACUACCCCACAAGGAACAAUUGGUGUCCGGUGAAAGUAUUGGACGAUUUCUUAGCCACACCAACACGCACCACAAAACCACUACUAUUACUACACGAUGCAAUUCUUACCACGGCAAAAUUCAUGCUUUAUGUCCGUAUGCUUAUCACCAGACUUGGUCUAAAUUCUAGCAACUACUCAGGGCACUCUUUCAGAAUCGGAGCGGCCUCCACGGCCUCUAGCCAAGACAUUCCAGCACACGUAAUUAAGACACUGGGUUGCUGGAAGUCCUCGGCUUACGCCACUUACAUCCCACACCCAGUCCAAGAGAUUAGGAGGGCUUUCAUUAAGAUGUCUAUUUAAUAUGUAAUAAUGUACUAUGUUUUCUGAAUAAAUGUUUUCUUUGAUUUAUCUCUUUUUGCCCACUUUAUUUACCGGCCUACAGCAUACAUCGGUUUCGGCACACCUCAACCGACUAUUUCCUUUUAUUUAUUCCUCUUCACCAGCGUAUUCCAUAUCCUAUGAGAAUGCCCCAAACACAAAUAAAUAUAUAUAUUGUGAUAAAGUGAAGGCAGAUAGGCCUUUUAACCCCAGGGGGAGUAUGUGUAGUUUGUGUGUGUUACACAAAGCUUUGUUUAGUUAUGGGCCCCUGGGGUGGAGCAUUUGGAGAGAAGGGUGGGCCAAUGCUCCACUCCACAGUUUAGUGGUUUUCUGGGGAGACAUGGAUCCAGGCCAGGGUUUUUUGGAUCAUCUCCAACCCACUGCUCAGCUGCAGUUAAUGAACUGUUGCAGUGGGAAUAAACUCCUCCCUGCUAGGCAGGUAAAAGAGAGGGAUUGCUGGCUUCCUCCCAGGAAGCAGGUAGGAGAGAGAGGCUGUUCUCUCCAGAUAGUCAAGGUGACUAGGCACUUGGAGUGCAGAAAGGAAGCAGUCAGGGCAAGACUGGCUUGGAGCACUGGGAGUGCAGAAAGGAAAGCAGUCAGGGCAAGGCUGGCUUGGAGCACUGGGAGUGCAGAAAGCAAAGCAGUCAGGGCAAGGCUGGCUUGGAGCACUGGGAGUGCAGAAAGGAAAGCAACAGGUUAGAUAGCAGAGCGUUGCUCUCUAAUAAGGUUGGUGCAAUAUUGUGUUUAGUUUAACCCUGAGAGAUAGGGAACUAAUGUCAGUUAGUGCUCAGACGAGCUAGGUGUUUGUUUAUAGGGUUUUCUGUUACUUUUGUUUUUCAUUUACUGCUGUAUCCUGUGUGGAUUUACAAAUAAAGUGCCUGAGUAUAUGCAAUUACAAGGACUGUGCAUGUUUUUACCCUAGAGGGCCGUGCUACCUGCCGACAAGGAUCACAAUAUGGUGGAGAAUGCGGGCAAAGUAGCACAUUGAGGGUCUGUGGGUGUGCCAGUCAUUCGGUAGUCUGCUUGAGGACUUUUAUUUUUGCAGACCUGUUAAGCAAACAAGUAGCACUGUAACUUUAAGACUGUUACCUGCUUGGUGCUAUAAUGGAGGACCUGCUGAGAGCUGUGGUACAGGCAACGGCUAAACAACAAGGCACAAACAGUUUCCUGGCUGCACAGGUUAAGAACCUGAGGGACGCUCAGCAGGAGCAUAGAGCUGCCCUUACUGAGGUUUUGCAGAUUGCCCCCUGCAGGGAGCGUGGGACAAGGGACCCAGUAACCAAGCUACUGACAUCCUGCAUGGGAUGACAGAGGCAGUAGAAGAAGUCUUCAGCAAGCUGAAAAGCAUGGAGGCAGCAAAGCGUGCUGUUGAGAAACACGCAGGAGAGAAAGAACAGGAAUUAAAAGGCAAGAAGGAUGAAAUUGAGCCUAAAUGUAGUGAUAAAGAGGUCUUUGAAAAAGAGUUGGUGGUAAGCAAAAACCACCCAGAAGGUGUAAGUAAAGCUAGUGGAUACAGCCAGGAAAAGAAAAAUGAAGCAGAAGCCCCUGAUGUACACCCAAGUGAACAAGUCAAAGGCAUGAAAAGCAGACUGACUUGGGGAGUCAGAGAAGACAACAGUAAAGGAGCUGAGCUUAAUAGAGAGAAGCAAAGCACCCCAGCUGAGUAUAGCAAUGCGGUGCACUGUUUAGUAGCUGAGGCUACCCAAGAAUGUCGACCAGCUGUUGAACAGUUUGGCAGAGAAAGGCAAGGCCGAGAAGUUGUGGCAAAACGAAGUCAAAACAAGAAAGGCAAAGUAGCUGCUUCUGAUCUAAGCCAAGAGAGAGCGACAGUUACAGAACCAAGCUGUGGUGAUAAGAUAGGCACGUCCGCACCUAAGCCCGACCAAGGCGGAAGUGACAAAGUAGAUGACAUUGGCGUAGCAGAACAAAAUAUUUCAGAGACAUCUGGUAUUGUUACAAAGACUUUGAAUGAUUGUCCAGGAGCCGUAGAACUAGAUCUGCUGGCAAAGGCUACUGCUACAAGGCCUUGGCGCACUGACUACCGGGAACAGCUGCCAGAUUCUGGGAACACAGUCAUGGAAUUAAAGGCGGGACUCGGAAUGCCUGACCGGCUGUUUGAUACCAGGGCUGUAAUGACCCAGCGAGAGGCCGUGACUGCGUCUCUGGACAACCCCAUAGGGAGCAAGGCAGGUUCCCAGGGAUUCGCAGAACAGAUGGAGGAUGUUGUGGAGCCCUUCGCGGAGGGACUUGUUCCAGUGAAGGAUGAGCUGGUGACAGAACCAGGUCUUGAAGAGGUUGAGCAACUGGAAAACUCAGCUCAUGAAGGAAUUGGACAUAUAGCUACACGCCAAGCCUUUGCAAAGUUUGCUUUUGAAAGUUACUCUAACGUUGAGAGAUUAUCAAAUCAGAAGCUGCUAUGGAUGUGGAAGCAGAUGAUUCAGAGGAACUUGGCUACUAAGGAGCCACACAGUACUGAUCCUCAGCCUAGAUCCGCUAGCAACCAGAUAAGCGGGGAAACUGGAAAGCAAGGACAAAGUCUGGGACAAUAUACCUAUGAUGGUAGAACGUACCUAAAAGUCCUAUUUUGGCUACGAGACCAGACUGAGAAAAACCUCCGAUGCUUCAACUGCCGCAUGCAUGGACAUAUUACAUAUAGCUGUCCUGAGAGUGAAGAGACAAUACAAUGUGACAUAGUAAUAAGGGCUCUGUAUAGGAUUGUAUUGACUUGCUUAAAGAUGUGUAUGGUGACUGGUGGUGGUGUUACAGCACAGCUAAAAGUGGUGAUGGUGGUAGGGAAGAGUGCACAAGCACUGACAGAUUCAGGGAGUGAGGUUACUCUGAUGAAAAGUGUUCUGUUCCAGCCAGAGUAUGCAGCUGCCUACCUUGAUGUGGUGUUUAACAGGGUGGACUGGGUAGCACACCUGAUGAAGGUCCGGUUAGUUGUAAAUAAUGUAAAGGCUGCCGGUUUGACCGAUAACACUGCUACGUGUUAUCUGGGAUUUGAUAACUAUUUGGGUUAUCCACUUGGGCGGGGGCUCCUUAAACUACAAGGGAGCAAGGUAGCCGCUAUUUACAGUAGGCCACUUCCUGUAACUGAGAAGUUAGUCAGGGCUGGUAGAGCCCUAGGUGUUAUGAAAGUUCACGGUUUGUGUUCUAAGGCCGCUCGACCCGAUGGGUCUGAGCUGGGGAGGAGGAUAUGUGAUAAAGUGAAGGCAGAUAGGCCUUUUAACCCCAGGGGGAGUAUGUGUAGUUUGUGUGUGUUACACAAAGCUUUGUUUAGUUAUGGGCCCCUGGGGUGGAGCAUUUGGAGAGAAGGGUGGGCCAAUGCUCCACCCCAGGGGCCCAUAACUAAACAAAGCUUUGUGUAACACACACAAACUACACAUACUCCCCCUGGGGUUAAAAGGCCUAUCUGCCUUCACUUUAUCACAUAUCCUCCUCCCCAGCUCAGACCCAUCGGGUCGAGCGGCCUUAGAACACAAACCGUGAACUUUCAUAACACCUAGGGCUCUACCAGCCCUGACUAACUUCUCAGUUACAGGAAGUGGCCUACUGUAGAUAGCGGCUACCUUGCUCCCUUGUAGUUUAAGGAGCCCCCGCCCAAGUGGAUAACCCAAAUAGUUAUCAAAUCCCAGAUAACACGUAGCAGUGUUAUCGGUCAAACCGGCAGCCUUUACAUUAUUUACAACUAACCGGACCUUCAUCAGGUGUGCUACCCAGUCCACCCUGUUAAACACCACAUCAAGGUAGGCAGCUGCAUACUCUGGCUGGAACAGAACACUUUUCAUCAGAGUAACCUCACUCCCUGAAUCUGUCAGUGCUUGUGCACUCUUCCCUACCACCAUCACCACUUUUAGCUGUGCUGUAACACCACCACCAGUCACCAUACACAUCUUUAAGCAAGUCAAUACAAUCCUAUACAGAGCCCUUAUUACUAUGUCACAUUGUAUUGUCUCUUCACUCUCAGGACAGCUAUAUGUAAUAUGUCCAUGCAUGCGGCAGUUGAAGCAGUUUUUCUCAGUCUGGUCUCGUAGCCAAAAUAGGACUUUUAGGUACGUUCUACCAUCAUAGGUAUAUUGUUCCAGACUUUGUCCUUGCUUUCCAGUUUCCCCGCUUAUCUGGUUGCUAGCGGAUCUAGGCUGAGGAUCAGUACUGUGUGGCUCCUUAGUAGCCAAGUUCCUCUGAAUCAUCUGCUUCCACAUCCAUAGCAGCUUCUGAUUUGAUAAUCUCUCAACGUUAGAGUAACUUUCAAAAGCAAACUUUGCAAAGGCUUGGCGUGUAGCUAUACGUCCAAUUCCUUCAUGAGCUGAAUUUUCCAGUUGCUCAACCUCUUCAAGACCUGGUUCUGUCACCAGCUCAUCCUUCACUGGAACAAGUCCCUCCGCGAAGGGCUCCACAACAUCCUCCAUCUGUUCUGCGAAUCCCUGGGAACCUGCCUUGCUCCCUAUGGGGUUGUCCAGAGACGCAGUCACGGCCUCUCGCUGGGUCAUUACAGCCCUGGUAUCAAACAGCCGGUCAGGCAUUCCGAGUCCCGCCUUUAAUUCCAUGACUGUGUUCCCAGAAUCUGGCAGCUGUUCCCGGUAGUCAGUGCGCCAAGGCCUUGUAGCAGUAGCCUUUGCCAGCAGAUCUAGUUCUACGGCUCCUGGACAAUCAUUCAAAGUCUUUGUAACAAUACCAGAUGUCUCUGAAAUAUUUUGUUCUGCUACGCCAAUGUCAUCUACUUUGUCACUUCCGCCUUGGUCGGGCUUAGGUGCGGACGUGCCUAUCUUAUCACCACAGCUUGGUUCUGUAACUGUCGCUCUCUCUUGGCUUAGAUCAGAAGCAGCUACUUUGCCUUUCUUGUUUUGACUUCGUUUUGCCACAACUUCUCGGCCUUGCCUUUCUCUGCCAAACUGUUCAACAGCUGGUCGACAUUCUUGGGUAGCCUCAGCUACUAAACAGUGCACCGCAUUGCUAUACUCAGCUGGGGUGCUUUGCUUCUCUCUAUUAAGCUCAGCUCCUUUACUGUUGUCUUCUCUGACUCCCCAAGUCAGUCUGCUUUUCAUGCCUUUGACUUGUUCACUUGGGUGUACAUCAGGGGCUUCUGCUUCAUUUUUCUUUUCCUGGCUGUAUCCACUAGCUUUACUUACACCUUCUGGGUGGUUUUUGCUUACCACCAACUCUUUUUCAAAGACCUCUUUAUCACUACAUUUAGGCUCAAUUUCAUCCUUCUUGCCUUUUAAUUCCUGUUCUUUCUCUCCUGCGUGUUUCUCAACAGCACGCUUUGCUGCCUCCAUGCUUUUCAGCUUGCUGAAGACUUCUUCUACUGCCUCUGUCAUCCCAUGCAGGAUGUCAGUAGCUUGGUUACUGGGUCCCUUGUCCCACGCUCCCUGCAGGGGGCAAUCUGCAAAACCUCAGUAAGGGCAGCUCUAUGCUCCUGCUGAGCGUCCCUCAGGUUCUUAACCUGUGCAGCCAGGAAACUGUUUGUGCCUUGUUGUUUAGCCGUUGCCUGUACCACAGCUCUCAGCAGGUCCUCCAUUAUAGCACCAAGCAGGUAACAGUCUUAAAGUUACAGUGCUACUUGUUUGCUUAACAGGUCUGCAAAAAUAAAAGUCCUCAAGCAGACUACCGAAUGACUGGCACACCCACAGACCCUCAAUGUGCUACUUUGCCCGCAUUCUCCACCAUAUUGUGAUCCUUGUCACCAGGUAGCACGGCCCUCUAGGGUAAAAACAUGCACAGUCCUUGUAAUUGCAUAUACUCAGGCACUUUAUUUGUAAAUCCACACAGGAUACAGCAGUAAAUGAAAAACAAAAGUAACAGAAAACCCUAUAAACAAACACCUAGCUCGUCUGAGCACUAACUGACAUUAGUUCCCUAUCUCUCAGGGUUAAACUAAACACAAUAUUGCACCAACCUUAUUAGAGAGCAACGCUCUGCUAUCUAACCUGUUGCUUUCCUUUCUGCACUCCCAGUGCUCCAAGCCAGCCUUGCCCUGACUGCUUUGCUUUCUGCACUCCCAGUGCUCCAAGCCAGCCUUGCCCUGACUGCUUUCCUUUCUGCACUCCCAUUGCUCCAAGCCAGUCUUGCCCUGACUGCUUCCUUUCUGCACUCCAAGUGCCUAGUCACCUUGACUAUCUGGAGAGAACAGCCUCUCUCUCCUACCUGCUUCCUGGGAGGAAGCCAGCAAUCCCUCUCUUUUACCUGCCUAGCAGGGAGGAGUUUAUUCCCACUGCAACAGUUCAUUAACUGCAGCUGAGCAGUGGGUUGGAGAUGAUCCAAAAAACCCUGGCCUGGAUCCAUGUCUCCCCAGAAAACCACUAAACUGUGGAGUGGAGCAUUGGCCCACCCUUCUCUCCAAAUGCUCCACCCCAGGGGCCCAUAACUAAACAAAGCUUUGUGUAACACACACAAACUACACAUACUCCCCCUGGGGUUAAAAGGCCUAUCUGCGUUCACUUUAUCACAAUAUAAAUAUAUAUAUAUAUAUAUAUAUAUAUAUAUAUAUAUAUAUAUAUAUAUAUAUAUAUAUAAUGGACUGUUUUUCAUUACGGCGAGUGUGAUGUAGAUCUAGAUCAAAUAAAAAUGAAGGAAAUAGAGGUCAGUAUUUAUCUCUCACAGUUGAAACAUGAAGGCUUUUGUAAUUUGCUCAUAUGAUUACAUCAAGCUUGUUUUUUCCCCCCAAAAGGUCAAGGUAGCCCCAAAGGCAAAGGAAUUAAACACAUCAAGAUAGAGCCAAUACCAGAGAAUGAGAUUCUGACUGACAACAACAACACAAAUUGGGUCUUAGGCACUCUCUUUACAAAUGGUGACAAUGGAGUCCUGUAUGAAGGUAAGAUGUUUUCACCUAUGAAAUUACUUAAAUAUAUACACUGCUUAACUUUAAAUUAAACUUUUUUUUUUAAAGCUCAGCGUAGGUGGUAUUUGGUACAACUAGAAUGGCCAAGAUAUCGGCACUUAACUCCCCUUUAUGUUGGAGAUGUUUAUCUAAGGAGGGAAAUAUGUUACAUAUCUUGUGGGGUUGUCCAAAAAUAAGUACCUUUUGGGAUUCAAUAUAUCUUUUUUUUUUUUUUUUGUCUCUUUUAAAUAUCAAAGUUAAAAAAUCCCCAGAAGCAGGUUGUACACUCCCAUGAGACCAAUUAAUAUUAACCAUCCAUUCUUUGAUAGCAGUGAAAGUACUAAUUGCUAGAUUUUGGAAACAGACAACAACGCCAGAUAUGAAAUAGUUUACAGCCCAAUUGACAUUUCAAUUGGAAAUGGAGAGAGGAGUCGCAUAUUCAAAUAAUAACAGUAAAUAUAUACAUCACUUGGAUAAAUGGAUAACAAUGGUUAAAGAGUGUUUUCAUUAAUGAUGUAUCUGAUAAUACAUGUUUACUUUCUAACAGCCUUUCUUUAGUUCUUAUUCAGAUCCAACCAAUAACUGUAGAAUGAUUAUGUAUGUUUUAUGUCUUGUCAUGUGAGAAUGUAUUUGUCUUUCGGUAUUAAUCUUAUUGAAUACCGUUUUUUGUUUUGUUUGUUUGUUUUUUGACUUAAAAAUGUCAAAAAAAAAUUCAAUAAAGAGAAAUUUAAAACUAAAACAUAAAUUACUUAAAGGAACACUAUAAGAUCAGGAAUAUAAGCAUGCAUAGGAAAGUAUUGGAUUGGCUGAUAAUUUGAGCCAAGGAGGCGGGAUGGAGUUGCCCUGUCCAAUCAGCAUCUUUUUUGUCUUAAAUAGUUGCACUGUCAUUGCAUAAUAAAGAGGUGCAAGAGCGCCCUUUUGUCCAACAAAUAUUUAUGACCCUUUCAUGUUUGACAACCAUUAACAUGGGUUUUUUUUUUCUUAAUACUUUCUUUAUUGUUAACCUCUUUAUUCUAAUUAAAGAUAUUCAAAAAAAAGUUUUAGGUAAAUUACAAUGUGUAAUUUACAGAUUAAUGUAGUUGUUCUGAAGUCUAUAUACUGUCCCUGCCAGCUUUUCAAUGUAAAUACUGACUUUUCAGACAAAAGGUAGUGUUUACAUUGCUGUCUGGUAACACCUCUAGUGACAGUCACUCAGACGGCCUUAAGAACUCAUGACGGAAAGUUUGUCAUGCUGAUCCUACCCUUAAGGACGCAUGAUGGACAAUUUCCGUCAUGCAGUAUGUGGCGGAACCAGCCUCGCCACUGGGCAUUGGAGAAGACUGUUUUCCAGCCUCCUGCCCUGCGACUAUGGCCCUGAGAUGUAUUGCCCUUCUUGGAACUGAUUUGGGCAUAAUAGAUUUUUAUCCUGCUGCUGCUGGCCCUUUAAGAACCAUCUGGGAACAUACUGUGGAGUUACUGGGUGGCCACCAUUUCAUGUAUCAGAGGCACAUGGUGAGAACAGUGGAUGAAGCCCAUGGUGGGAACAAUGGAUGGCGGCCAUUUUAACUCACAGACACUGUUUGGACUUUUCUACACGGUACCAUCUCGCUGGUAUUUGGUGCACAAAGACAUUGUGCAGUAGUUUUAAACUAUACAACAGAGGAUACAUUUAACAGUAAUUAUUUUUCAUAUAGCCUGUAUAUGUUCUGCGGAAUCUGCAUUAAACCGUAUCUUCCAAACUACUGAACGGAUCUGGGUGAAUUUGGGAUAUGUGGUUCACCCAGAUCCCUCGGUUCCGAGGAUAUAUAUAUUUUAUGGGGUUAUUGCAUGUUUUGGGGUCCCUGUGAUAUGUUUUAUAAUACUGUAUUUCUCUGCCUGUGAUAAUUAUAUUAACCAUUGUGUUCAGUAAUCAUAUCACAGGCAGAGGGGAGGAUUUUGUGUGGGAGUGACUGAGUGUAUUGUACGGAUUGAUUGGUUGUAUUUCAAAACCUUGUGGGCAGUACUAUGUGGAUUGUGAAUAAAAGAGGCUGUAUGUGCCAGUACAGACAGUUCUGCUUGACCUCAAAACAAAGUGUCGUCUCGUUAUUGGGGGAAUUGGAUUGUAUGCUGAUUGCCAGGAGUGUAAGCUAAUUGUAUGCUUUUCCUGUUCAGCUGCUUACAGCAUUCAAUGCUUGAGAGCAUUCGUAUGCUUCUCCGGUUCGGUGGUUGUGGUGUCUGCUGCAGUGCUUGAAGCGCUAGGAGCAUCCUUCAACAGAGGUACCCAGUCGGGGUGCCAGGUGAUCCGUUACAUAGUAUUUUUCCAGUAGAGUAUAUUACCUUGCUGAUAACUAUGAGCUCCCCUCUCUCACCUGGGUCCAGAUUUAGUGGCCCUAGACUGACCUAUGCUCUGUUUGCAGAGCUCAAAGUGAGCACUGCAAACAAGCAUUUAAAUGGGGAUUUAAAUCCCCACUAUUACAAUUCGGUGUGAUGAGGGUUAAAUCACUGCUCACACAAGGGAGUUCCAGGUAUUAAUGGAAACCUGGGGCUCCCCUCUAUCAACUGGGGACAUUUUUAGUGACCCUGGCCUUUUUGAUGAGCUACAUGCAGUGCUGACAGUCAGCGCGGCAUGUAUCUGCUUAAAUAGGCAUUUAAAUACCUAUAUCUAAAUUGUGGUAUAAGCAGGGUUAAAUCCCUGCUCACACCAGGAAACCCAGGUAUCAUUAAAAAUCUGGGGGUCCCCUCUGUCAGCUGGGGUCGUUUUUAAUGUCCCCAGACUGAUAGUUGAGCUGCAUGCAGAGCUCAAAGUAAGAUCGGCAUACAGCUGUUAAAAUGCGGAUUUAAAUCCCCAUAGAGCACAAUGCAGUGUGAGCAGGGUUAAAUCUCUGCUCACACUAGGAAACCCAGGUAUCAUUAAAAAUCUGGGGCUCCCCUUUGUCAGCUGGGGUCGUUUUUAGUGGCUCCAGGCUUUUUGAUGAGCUGCAUGCAGAGCUGAAAGUCAGCACUGCAUGUAGCCCUUUAAAUCCACAAAGAACACUGCAGCUGAGCGAUCUAGCUCAGCUACAGUCAUUCUCUCGAGUGAUCUGGUGCUUGGGAGACCCCCAGGGUCUGAACAGACCCUGGAGGGUCACACUCUAUGCCCCAUUGCCAUUCUGAUCAGUUCUGGAAAUUUUCAGUUGCCCAGCACAGAUCGCAUUGCAUUGGGCAUAAUGUCUUUAAUGUAAGAGACAGGAGACUGCUAUACUGAGAAUAGCCAGUAGAUGACAACGUACCACUGCCUGUUUAAAAUCCCUUUACUAAUAUCAGUACUGGGAUUAAAUUAAGGAUUACAAUUACAUAGAAUAAGUAUUAGAUCUAUUAUCAGGUUUAUUAUUUUGGCUAUUAUUAAGUUUAGGUUUAUAACUAGAAAUGCUACAAUUUCUGGGGAAAUUGUGUGAAGUGUUCUUGCCUCCACUAGUAGUCUACAACUGGAGUGGGCAGAGUAACUGGGUGGAGUGGCUUGAAUAACUGUUGUGUGGUUGGAGUGGCUGGAGUAACUGUGGAAAGGUUGGAGUGUGGUUCACUCACUCUACAGCAAGGGCAGAGAAGAGCUUUCAAAUCCCUCGAACAUUCCACCAACUGCCAACAGGAACUAAUAGAUUCCAAAUAGGGCAGAGAAGAGGGGUUAAAAACAAACUGCUCCAAAUUGCUCACUUCACUGGCAGUUGCCAUCUUCAAACGGUCUUAUUUUACAAACUAUACAUCCUACAGUGAAGAGAUUUAUAUUGUGAGAAUCACAAGACCCAGACCUACAUUUUGAUGUACGUCUCUGAAAUAUUAAAAAUGAAGGCACAGUCACAGUUUGGAAAUUGCCCUUCAAAUUUGAGCUGGCUAGAGGGGAGUUUCAAUGAAUGUCAAUGGACGGCGUGCACCUGAUGGCAACCAAGUCUAGUAAAAAGACACUACAUCAACACGUUACCUUACUGCACAUGCAGACUCUGUAAGACCAAGAUGGCGCUUAUAGGCCUCACUCUCCCACCUCUAGCUCCAACGCUGGAGAUAGCCAGCAACGAUCAACUCCACCUCUGAGCCCUGCAACAGAUGCCUCAAUGCACACAAUGCUUAAUGAAUUAAAAACAUCUCUCCUUUAUGACCUCAUAAAAAUUGCCUCUGAUAUCCAAGCUAUUGGCGACCGAAUGGUGCAUUUGGAGGAAAGAACAGAGGAGCUGGCAGACACCUACUCUUUGCUAGAAAAGACAUUAAAAUCUCUGGAAGAAAAAGUGGCCGACCACAACAGGCGGAUCAAUAUACAGAUUCAUGGCGUUACUGAAUCAGUUAAACCUCAGGAGCUACCUCAAUAUUUGCAAAAUUGUUUAAAGGCUUAGGAGUGGUUAGUGUGAGUGGGGGAAUGGUAAAUCGGCUGUGUCAAAAAUACCACAUUUAACAAUUAAUGAGGAAGAGAUACUAUAGCAGAUACCAUGUAGUGACGGUAGGAUGGCUAUAUAUCUAAUAGGUAAACCAACAGGCUAUAUUUAUUUGCCAAAAAUUUAUUACCCAGAAACACUUAUAUCCAUCAAUAAAUGGCAGAAUAGUACUAAUAAUAUUAUCCAAAAUACAAAAAAUUGAUACCGCACUCAACAUCAAAAUAUAAAGAUUUAUUAGCAGAACAUUGCCAUAGACCUAAACACAACUCCAAUUUCUAUAUCACGAGAAUGAAGAUAUAUAAUCUUAAAGUGACAAGUGCCAAAAAAUGACCAAGUGCUUAAAAUGUGCCUAAAGUGGUAAUAUUGAUAAAAUACACUAUCAACAUUCCUAUAUGUACAAAUCUGUAUACCGCAAGAUCAAUCACAAGAGAAGUGAAUAUUCCUACGGAAAUCUCAUCCAGUAUACAGUAAUUCCUGCAGGAAAAUCUCAUUUGUAGUUCACUAGUUGCUUUGUGUAUAGUUCAUUACAUUAUGAAAAGAUAAUUCAUCAAAGAAUGAAUUUCAGCAGUGAUCAUAUUUGAUCUAACAUACAUUGGUUGUACUGUAUAGCAUAGUAAAACAUGUUUGCAGCACAAGAAUUCAACUUAGCAAAAAGAUGAUAACAAGCAGGGAAUAUCUCCCUAUAUUGCAAAAAAAUUUAUAUACAUCUGAAUUAUUUUAUGUGCACAGAUGGUAUAUAAAAAAAUUGUUUAAAAGAAAAAAAAAUCCGGCCACGCAUUUCGGUGCUAUGGAAGCACCUUCGUCAGGGGAGCAACUUUCAAAAACCAUUCUGCACCAUAGUUUUGCUGAUAGUUUAUAACUGAGGUGUACCUGUGCAGACAAAAGCAACUGAGCUAUAGCUGCAGGUAUAUCUGGAGCUGAUUUAGGAGCCUUAGGGACAGCUGAUCUGCCAGUCAUCAAGCUAAUAGCACCCAGUGCUCCUUGUGACAAAAUGCCCUAGAUACUUUCGGUUUAUAUAAGUUUUUAUGGCACUCUAUUAACCCCUUAAAGACACAUGACAUGUGUGACAUGUCCUGAUUCCCUUUUAUUCCAGAAGUUUGGUAGACCACUAUAUUUACAUUCAAAAUAUACAACUGCUUGAAUUGGGUGACUGAUUACCUUGUAUUGCUUAGGUUUUGCCUUAGAGCCAUAUGCCUUUUUUCCUCUAUAAUAUCAACCUCUUACCUUACAUUUGGACAAGUCAACACCUUAGCGAAUCUCUCCCCUUUUUAUAAUUUUUUUUCCAUUUUUUGGUUCAAUAGAAGCCCAUUAAUCUAAGGUUGAUCCAGACCAGAUAUCCUGACGGCUUAUUUGAAAAUCGAUUAAUAUAAUAACGGCUUGUAUUCGAGAGACUUUAUGCCAUAACAGACUAAUACCAUUAGUACUAUUCUGCCAUUUAUUGACGGAUAUGAGUGUUUCUGGGUAAUGCAUUUUAGGCAAAUAAAUAUAGCCUGUUGGUUUACCUAUUAGAUAUAGUCAUCCUACUGUCACUAUAUGGUAUCUACUAAAGUAUCUCUUCCUCGUUAAUUGUUAUAUGCUGUAUUUUCUUGUCAUAGCCUAUUUACCAUUUUUACCCCAAUGGGGAUCUCUCCUCAGGAGAUUAUCCCCAUUUUCUUUCUUUUCUAUUGUUUAAAGGGAAACUCCAGAUUGUUUUCUCUGCACUGCAGGUCCCCUCUCCCUCCCAAUCCCCUGUUGCUGAAGGGGUGAAAACAAUCCCUGUGAUUGCGUCGUGCCUAAUCAUUAAAUUCAUGAAGCACCAAUAUCCAAAAAGUAAUAAUCAAUACCUAAUAAGGUUUAUAGUGAUAUUGGCGGGCACACAACCCAGUUUGGAUAGAGUACAUUGAGUUAUAGUCAAGAGAAAUCACACAGAGACCAAGUUGAAUAUAAGAAUUCACACUACAGUUUAUUAUCCACAAAGGGAUCUAAGCAAAGUAAGUUUUACUCUCAUUUAAGUAGUUGCGUGCAUUUACUUUAAACAGCUUAGUAUCUAGAUAUAUCAGCUUAAGUAUACAUCACCAUUAGAGAAGCUUGGUUGUCUUCUGGCCACACAUGACUGGGGGGGAACUCAGGCAGUCACUCGGAGAGACCCUCUCUUCUGGGAACAGCAGAAACCAGUAACACGUGUCCGCAUUACAGGUGGGUAGUUCUCCAAGGGAGCGCAAGAUUCCCUUAGUCUUAUAUACAUGUCUUCAAGGACAGUUCGUAGUUCCUUAUCAGUGCAGCCCAGCAAAAGACCUUGAUACAAGCAGCUGGAUGGACUUGGCAGUUGGCCAGACUGUUCAGGACCACCAGAACUUGUGCCAAGUCUUGUGCGGUUAAUUAUCUCUUAUCUACAAGCUUUCUUUGUACUGUUUUUGAUGGCAACAUAAGUUUCUCAAACUGCUGAAGUGCUGUGUCAGCUUAUAGUGCUGUGUCAGCUUAGUAAACAGGUGUAGUGUUGUGUCAGCUCUUAAUAGCUGCAGCAUAAAGCCUUCAAGCCUGCAUCUAGUAAUAUGUGCUAUGUGUGCUUAUAUGCUUACCGGUGCCAUCUUAACUAUCUAUAAAUGUUUGAGUUGCUCAAUAGUGAUCAAUUAAUUAUAAUUAAUAUGAAAUAUUAUCGUCACAGGUGGGCGAGACUGAUCCCGACCACCGGCCGGGGAGACCUAAUGCUUUUCAGUGUUUUCCUAUGGGGAAAUGAGCGACGCUGGAGGUCCUCACAAUGCAUGAGGAUGUCCAGCAAUGCUCUAGCACAGGUUUCCUGUGCUAGAAACCAGGAAGUGCCCUCUAGUGGCUGUCUAGAAGAUAGCCACUAGAGGUGGAGUUAACCCUGCAAGGUAAUUAUUGCAGUUUAUAAAAAACUGCAAUAAUUACACUUGCAGGGUUAAGAGUAGUGGGAGUUGGCACCCAGACCACUCCAAUGGGCAGAAGUGGUCUGGGUGCCUGGAGUGUUCCUUUAAUACCAUCCUUGGAAGACCCUGAAAUCCUCCUGGUUCUAAUACAUAGGCUCCCAAUGCCUUAAGCAUCUGUAUUCUAAAACACCUAGAGAAGUGAUCACCAAAGUGUACUACUUCACUGUGAGACCGCAUAAUGCAAGCAUUCAGGCUUACCAAACCUUUACCGGAGAAGUUUGCAAAUGUAAGCUACUAUGCUUAAACUGUGCACAUUUGCACCCAUCUCUUCGAGCCAUGAAUAUCCAGUAGAAAUGGUGAUUCUCUGCCAAAAUGCUGGUUAAAUGGAAUGGAGUUGACAAGCCUAUCUUUAUACUUGUCAGAACUUAAUUAUCGGCUUCUCCGAUAAUCCAACACUUCCGGGUUCACAGACCAAUGACACGCCCCCUUCUCUGACGCGGCUUCCUAAUGCAACUUAGAGGAACCGCGCCAGAUUCAAAGUGGUGGGUUAUUUUGAAGCUUCCUGAACUUCAGACCGGUAACAAACAAUCUCUCGCUAAACUUCUGAACGUGUACCGAACCUGGACUGUUCAUAAUGUGGAUCUCCAUCCUCCUCCUAUUGACCUUGGAUUAACUUUGGAAUACUUACUGCUUUGUGAACCCUUCCAAGUAACAUCAAGUUAUAUAUUUGGAUUAAUCCUCCAACUGGCACUUCAAUACUUACUGCUUAAUUAUUUUCCGUGCCUCCUUAGUUCAAUUAGCGGACAAGCUAUCUACAUAUUGUAUUCUUUAAAGCUACAGGAACUCUCUCAUCAAACGCUCUACCUAUUGUAUUCCUUGAAGCUACAUGAACUAUUUUCAGCAAACUAUCUACAUUUUGUAUUCCCUAAAGCUACAGGAACUCUCACAUCAAACUCUCUACAUAUUGUAUUCCUUAAAGCUACGGGAACUCUUCUCAUCAAAACCUCUACAUAUUGUAUUCCUUAAAGCUACAGGAACUCUUCUCAUCAAUCUACAUGAACUGUUAUCUUCAAACUAUCUUCAUAUUGUGUUCAGUAAAGAUUCAUGAACUGUUUUCAUCAAAUUAUCUUCAUAUUGUAUUCCUUUAAAUUACAAGAACUGUUCUCUGCAAUCCUCCUUCUCGUAAAACUCCUUAAUAAGGAAUUGUUCCAUCUAAAUUCUAAUUACUAUUCUAAAAACCCUAAGGGUUCUCCUAACUAUAUUUCUGCAGUUGUUUUCCACUCCAAAUCCAUAGGAAACAUAACAAUACUGGAAGACGGUAAAAGACUGAUCCAGGUAUGGAACAUCUCUAUCCACCCUGAUGAUCCUUCGAAGUCUCCUAGCAAGUCUUCAUCCAAGAAACUUACUAAGGACUGGCUAACUGUCCCACGGUCCCUUAUAAUAUCCUCUGACUGCAGAAUCUCCACAACCUGAGCAGAAGUUAUGGUCAAUCUUACUAACUGAUUCUUUGAGUUUAAGACUGUAUUCACCAAUAAUGUAAUGCAUGUUAUGUUUUAAACCACAAUCGGAUGAUGAUUAAUGUUAAUUUUGCAUUUUUAUUGAGCUACACACUAUCUUCAUAUUGUGUUUUCCUAAUUUUUAUGGCUAUAUUCACUACCCCUGGGAGUUAAAACUAAUUUACCGCUGUUUUCUUGACAAUUUAUGGCACUUAUAUGUGGUAAAUGGAGUUUUGUACAUAGUUACUUUUAUUUUAUUCCUUUAUGUUGACAAUUCUCUGCCAUUCUCUGCAUUACGUAAUAACCCAUGUGGUCCACUAUAUCAUUAGUACACCAAUGAGCUUUUAUUGCUUUAUUAACACUGUCCAAUCACUAUGGUCCUCAAGAUCUUUUCUUUAAAUGCAAACGGGCUUAAAUCACCCUCCGAGACACAAAACAAUGUGGUGUCCAUAUUGUCAUUUUUCCAGGAGAUGCAUUUUAAAUGGGGUUACAGACCAAGGUUCAAUUCACCCUGGUUCUCUGCCAAUUAUUAUGCUUGCUACUCUACCAAAAAACGUGGGGUAUCUAUUCUAGUAGGAAGAGCUGUAACAUUCUCUUUAGUUUGCCAAAUUAGGGAUAAAAAAGGAAGAUACCUUACUAUUCAGUGUGUUAUCAAUAACCGCUCUAAUGCUAGUCUUGGUCCUUUUAUGAGGGACUAAUUCUGGAUUGCGUGCCGCAGGCCAGGCCACCAGGCUCUAGGGAGCAUUUACAUAGAUGCAGACUAACGCCCGGUGGCAUCAAUCUUUCGCACACCACGACCACAGAAAGCCGCCACCCACCCAUUUAAAAUCCAGCAGCACAAGGACGCAUUGCUCAAUCGCUCCUGCCCAUUGCCCUGUACUCGGGGUCAAGUGGGCGGGAGGAUAGCGCAGCUGAGAGCGAGGCUGCAAGGCGCACCGAGGAAGCCUGGGACACAUGAAGUGCCAAUAUGAAAUUAAGAUAAGAGGGGGACUUCAUAGUAUGUGUUUUAAAGAGUGUGUGUCUGCCUGCUUCAGGUGGUAUGUGUGUCUCCUUGGGACAGUGUGUGUGUAUCUGCUAGGGACAGUGUGUGUGUGUGUUUUUUUUCUCGGUAUGGUGUGUGUCUACUGGGAGCAAAAGACAAAGUGUGUCUGCUUGAGUCAGUGUGUGUGUGUGUGCAUUGGUCACUAAUUGUGAUUGUGUGGAACAUUGAGUGUGUGUAUGUAUGUGUAUCAGUGAUUGCAUUUGGGCAAAAAAGGACCAUUUACUUAAAAAAAAAAAAUCUAUACUUUUAAAAGAACACUAUAGUGUUAAGAAUAUAAACCUGUAUUCCAAAUACUAUAGUGUAUCUGUCCCUACUUGGAUUCAAAUACCCCCCCCCACCAUAAAAUUAUUUACAAAUAAAUAAAAGGGAUGGGGGGUAUUUACUUUUAUUUACGUUUUUCAAUCACCAAGACUCCAUCUGCACUGCUUGCCUCCUUACCUCACUUAAUGUCACUGAUAGGACAACACUGGUCCACUCCAAUGUUCCUCAUACAGGACUAAUGGGGACCUGAUGUGCAUAAGUGGCAAGCUCUAUGCACUUUCAACCACGGAGGUGGCUCUCAGUGUGACAGCUACUAGAGGCAAAAAAUAAAUACAUUUUAAUUGUAGAUUAUGCUAACGUAGUGUACCUAUAAUCUUAAUUUUAAUAAUGACAGGAGGCGAAUAUUUUGCAUAACUUUCUUUACUUUAUGCCUCCAGCAGCACAAGUGAAUCAAUAAACUUUAAACCAAUCAGUAACAGGCAUCACAUCCAUAUAUAAAGCCCUGACAGACACAUGACUUCCUCUUUCUUUGAUGCGAAAAACAGUCUAUUAUAACGUCAGGGAAUUCAAAUAACAGUCCUGAGUAACGUGUAGCACAUAACUUGAAAUGAAACUUGAAACCUUCCAGCUUUAUCUCGUUGAAUCCAUCUAUGAUGAUUACGCUGAAAAAAAACAGAAAUACGUGAAAGGUGAUGGAAACCAACUGUUGUCCACAUUAAAUCCAGUACUAUACGUAUCUAUAUUUAUAUUAAGUUAAUAUACUGAAGCAUUAAACAACCAUAGUAUACUUAAUAAUCAACACGGAUCUAACACAUGUCAACCAGAUAAGCAUCCCAUAAAUAUACUGUAAUACCAAAACCUUAUAAUUACACUAUGAAAAUGACAAACCAGAAUAUUAGAAUUUUCCAGAGUAUAGGGAGGGAAACAGGGAAGGGAAAAGAUUCGCCUCCUGUCAUUAUUAAAAUUUAAGAUUAUAGGUACACUACGUUAGCAUAAUCUACAAUUUUAUCCCUGUAUUAGGCCAGGACAACUGUUUGUCCCUCUUUGCUGAUUAUAUUUUUGUGGCACUCUUUGACCCCAUAUACUCCCUUCCCCCCCCUUUACAAGAGGAGCACUGUACUCAGACCACUUCAAUUAGUAGAAGUGGUCUGGGUGCCUAUAGUGUCCAUUUAAAAGAUAUGAAAAUUUCAAUAAAAAGUAAAUAUUAAAAUAAAAUAAAAAAUUGAUGUAUCACAUAAUAGUUUGAGCUAACGUAAUUAUUCUUUUUAUUUAAAACAGCUUACCGAACUUCGGCAACUUCCAAGAAACAGCAUUUCCUUCUUAAACUGGUGAGUUAUAUUGGUAACUUAAAGCGGCACUGUGAUGCCGAACUUACCUCUCUUUAACCUAUUCCUCUUCUCUCCCUCUCGCGGAGUCUGUUGUUCUUUUCGUCCUAUCUGCUCUAGUUUUCUUUAAAACAUAAGACAAAGUAGGGACUAUUUGUCUUAUGGAGGUUUUCUACGCCUGACCAUCUCUGACCAGCGGAGGAGCAAAGUGUGCUUCAUUUCCGGUGGUCAGAGAACAUUUCCCACAAUUCUUACCUUUCCUCCGUGUUCCCGCGAUGCUUCCUUUCACUUUUCCUGAACGUCCUGUCACUUAGACAGAACGCCGGUGAAACUGCCGAAUUGCAUCCAACAGAAUGAGAACAGUUUGUUCAUUCGAAUGAAUGAAACUCUGAUCCUAUUCGUGCCGCGGCUGCAUCUUGCAGCCGCUUAGUAGAUAACUCCCUAAUUCCCACGGUAUUAGGGAGCUAUUUACCAAAAGGCUGAAAGACCUAAAUUGGUCUUUCAGCCAAAUUUACUAAUACUAAGUAAACAUUACUCAGUAUUAGUAAAUAAUCUGCCCCUACUUGCUAUACUGCGAGUAGGGGCAUGUCUAGUAAACAGUGAGCUAAAAACCCCCUUACCGAUCCCACUGGGGGCUCUUAAACUGAAGGGGGGACCUAGAUCCGGCCCCCUCCCAUGAGCUGAGCGUCGGUUGGGGGCCCUAAAUGAGAAUGUGUGGGGGGGCAUAAAUAACAAUAAGGGUGGAGGCCAUAAAUAACAAUAAGGGGGGGGAACCUAUUGUCCUCUCCCACCCCUGAGCGGUGGGUGGGGCCAUAAAUAACAAUAAGGUGUGCAGCUAUUGUCCUCUUCCCCGGCCCCCAACCCUGAGCGGCGGGUGGGGGCACUAAAUGAGAAUGAGGAGGGGACCUGUUGUCCGGCCUCCACCCCUGAGCGGCGGGUGGGGGCCAUAUAUAACAAUAAGGGGGUGGACCUAUUGCCCCCACCCCUGAGCGGCAGGUGGGUGCCAUAAAAACAAUGGGGGGGACACCUAUGGUGCUCCCCCGGCCCCCACCCCUGAGCAGUGGGUGGGGGCCCUAAAUGAAAAUGGCCCCCCCCGGUUGACCAGGGGUCCCCAAGUCCCUAGUCACCCCUACAUACCCCCCUCACCCUAAAAAUAGUGAGGGGCAAAUAAAAGAACUAAGUACCUGUAAAAAAACAAAAAAAAAAACUUACCAUUUGAUUCUUUUUUUCUAAAAUCUUAAUUUUUCAGCCCCUAAAAAGGCCAAAUAAAAACCAUAAUACCCGUCGAACUUGUAAUAAAUAAUAUAAAAAAACCUGAGCGCAAACAAACAAAAUCUGACGAAAAAGAAAAAACCUGACGCUAAAAACAUAAUCCAUCUUCACCCAUGAAGGGCACGGUGCAGACUGAGCUCCGCAGGGCGGGGAAAGGCUUAUAAAGCCUUCCCACACUCUGCAAUUUCACUCAGAGCACUCUGAUUGAUUGGCUUGAAAUCCAACCAAUCAUAGUGCUCUGUGUCAUGUUACACAGCGUGGGAAAAUUCCAAAGAACUUUCCCACGCUGUGUAAAAUGACUAAGGACACAAAUUGUUAUAAUUGUGCUACAUUACUAACACUUAGUUCCAGUAUAUUUUUAUCUGAUAUAACUAUUUAUGGUUGGCAUGCCUGAAUAAAUUAUACUGUACUGGCCAGUAAGUAUGUAUGUGUAUGUAUAAUGCAUAUGCAUAGUGACAAGAUUCAUACUUUGCAAUAUAUUGCAAAAACACUGUCAAGAAUGAAGCAGGACAAUUUUUUUAGCUAUUUCUGUUUGGGGAAAAACACCCCUGAGCGGCGGGUGGGGGCCAUAUAUAACAAUAAGGGGGUGGACCUAUUGCCCCCACCCCUGAGCGGCAGGUGGGUGCCAUAAAAACAAUGGGGGGGACACCUAUGGUGCUCCCCCGGCCCCCACCCCUGAGCAGUGGGUGGGGGCCCUAAAUGAAAAUGGCCCCCCCCGGUUGACCAGGGGUCCCCAAGUCCCUAGUCACCCCUACAUACCCCCCUCACCCUAAAAAUAGUGAGGGGCAAAUAAAAGAACUAAGUACCUGUAAAAAAACAAAAAAAAAAACUUACCAUUUGAUUCUUUUUUUCUAAAAUCUUAAUUUUUCAGCCCCUAAAAAGGCCAAAUAAAAACCAUAAUACCCGUCGAACUUGUAAUAAAUAAUAUAAAAAAACCUGAGCGCAAACAAACAAAAUCUGACGAAAAAGAAAAAACCUGACGCUAAAAACAUAAUCCAUCUUCACCCAUGAAGGGCACGGUGCAGACUGAGCUCCGCAGGGCGGGGAAAGGCUUAUAAAGCCUUCCCACACUCUGCAAUUUCACUCAGAGCACUCUGAUUGAUUGGCUUGAAAUCCAACCAAUCAUAGUGCUCUGUGUCAUGUUACACAGCGUGGGAAAAUUCCAAAGAACUUUCCCACGCUGUGUAAAAUGACUAAGGACACAAAUUGUUAUAAUUGUGCUACAUUACUAACACUUAGUUCCAGUAUAUUUUUAUCUGAUAUAACUAUUUAUGGUUGGCAUGCCUGAAUAAAUUAUACUGUACUGGCCAGUAAGUAUGUAUGUGUAUGUAUAAUGCAUAUGCAUAGUGACAAGAUUCAUACUUUGCAAUAUAUUGCAAAAACACUGUCAAGAAUGAAGCAGGACAAUUUUUUUAGCUAUUUCUGUUUGGGGAAAAAAGCAAGUAAACAUCUUUUUAUUUGGAAGUAAUUUAAUUUAUAGUAUGCUUUUCUUCUCAGCAGCACUGUCACGCCAUACUUACCUUUCUCCUAUUGUUUCCUCUUCUCUUCCUCUCUCGUAAUCUUUUAUUUUUUCCCUUCUGAUCUAGUUUUCUUUAACCCCUUAAGGACAGAGCUUCAAAAGCUUGUCUUUCACUUAAUGACAACAGCAUUUUUUUCAUUUUUUGCUGUUUGCGUUCAACUGCAAUUUGCAUUUUACUAAUUUAUUGCACCGACACAUAUAAUAUAUAUUGUUUUUUAAAGGACAGAAAGUGCUUUAAUUUGAUGUAAGACAUAUAUAUAUAUUUUUUUGGUAGUUACAGGUCACAAAGCACAAGGAGUAAAAUAGACUUUUAAUGUGGAGCGAUUUUAGAAUUUGGUAUGUUUGUCUUGUAAGCUUAAUAGCCAUAAAAGAAAACAAAAUUGCCACACAAAAGUAUAUAUUUAUAUAAAGUAGACAUCACGGCUAUUUACCUAAGGUUGUUUUGACACUUUCUACGUAGCCAUUUCACCGCCAACCUCUGCUAAAUAUUGGAGUAAAAUUGUGUUUUUUUUGGUUUUUGGCACACAAACUUAUAACAAAGAAAUUCUCAUGUAUAUUUUGUAAAGUUGGUGUGUGCUAUUCCUGUACAAAGUUUUAUUUUGUGUUCAGUUACAUCUGCUGAGUAAAAUGACACCCCCAUUGUAUGUCUUUUGCACUAUUUCGUGAAGUUACAGUGCCAUACAGGAUACCUGUCCUUUUCAGUAUUCACAGUAGAAUUUUGAGAGAUGGGUUUAAUGAGCCUUAGCUUCCAUUUGGGGUAUUAUAACAGUUUGACUUUUUAAAAAAAACCCACAAAGGCCUACCAUUUGUAAAAGUAGACACUCCAGGGUAUCUCAUAAGGUGCAUAUUGUGCCUUAACAUGCCCCCAUUUUUUCACCAAUACAUGCCAAAGUAUGUGGUAAAAAAUAAUUUUUUGUGCAUUUUUUACAUACGGAUUGCAUUUUUACCCCACAAAGGCCUACCAUUUCUGGGCGUUUUGUAUAUUUCAUAUGCAUAUUCAUAUUUUGCAAACCUUAUGUGUGCUACGACUGUAUAAUACUUCAUAUGUUGCUCAGCUAUGUCGGCUGAGUACAGCAAUACCCCCGUAUGUACCUUUGCCAGGUAUGUGUGGACAUCGAAGGGGCACAUUUGGGACACAGCCAUUCCAGUUUUUUUCAAACUUUGAAUUUUUACGCUGUGCCUAUGUCCCAUUUUAGAGUAUUUUACCAGGCUAUAUAAUCCAAAUACCCCAUAAAGCCAUACCCAUUUCUUAAAGAAGACAUCCCAGGGUAUUUCAAAGGGCAUAUUUUGAACCUUAGCGUGGGAUCAUUUUUCCGCUAGCUUGUACCAAGUGUAGUGGUAAUAAGCAUUUUUUCUGCCUUUUUGACAUACAAAGUGAGUUUGCGCAGCAUAUUUUGCAAACCUUAUGUGUGCUAUGACUGUAUAAUACUUCAUAUGUUGCUCAGCUAUGUCGGCUGAGUACAGCAAUACCCCCGUAUGUACCUUUGCCAGGUAUAUGUGGAUGUUGAAGGGGCGCAUUUGAGACGCAGCCAUUCAGUUUUUUUCUAACUUUGAAGUUUUACGCUGUGUCCAUGUUCCAAUUUGGAGUAGUUUAGACGGUUGGUUAUUGAAACUUCCCCACAAACACAUACUAUUUAUUAAAGAAUACACCCUGGGGUAAUUCAAAAGGCAUAUUUUGAACCUUGGCGUGGGAUAAUUUUUUCUCUAGUUUGUUCCAGGUGUAGUGGUAAUGAGCGUUUUUAAAAUGUAUUUUUUAACUUUUUUUUACUUUUUACUUUUAAAAACUAGUUUUCAAACUUUUGUUUUGCUUAUUAAUUUUUUUAAACUUUCUUAAAACUUUUUUACAUAUUUAACAUUUUUCCAAGCUUUUUUUUUACCGUUAACCCCUAACUAGCAGUAAGCAGCACGAACAGUAAAUUCACCAUUUUCCCAUAACUCCCAUCCACCCCAGCUAGCAAAAUAUAUAGUUAUAAAAUAUUUAAAUUAAUUAAAUUGAACCCCUGAGGGUUAAAAAAUAAAAAAGUUAAUCCUCAGGGGUUAAAAAAAAUUAGAUCUCAGUAUAAUACUGUGAUCUGUAUUUGAUCGCUGUAGGCAGUGAUUGACUGGCAGGGAAGGGGUUACUUUUUAUUUGGACUAGGUAAAGGGGGGUGUUUUUUUUUAUUUUUUACUUAAACGUUAUUAAAACUUUUUUAAGCUUAAUUUUUAACUUUUUAAAGUUUAUUUUAAAACCUUUUUUAACAUUAACCCCUAGUUAGCCUAACGCCAAAUCCCCCAAUUCCCCACUAACUUCCACCCACCCCAGCUAGCUAAAUAUAUAAUUUUAAAAUAUUUUAAUUAAUUAAUUAAUUAAAUUUAACCCCUGAGGGUUAAAAAAAAAAAAAAAAGAAUUAACCCUCAGGGGUUAAAUAAAAAUAAAAUCAGAGCAUAGUAAAAUGUAAUCCCUGCCAAUUGAUCAAUGUAGUCAGUGAUCAAUUGGCAGGGAAGGGGUUAAUUUUUUAUUACAAUGGGUAAAGGAGGGUGGGACUUUAUUUAACUUUAUUUUUUUACAGCAGGGGUCAGGAUCAUCAAUGUUCCGGCUCCCUGCACUUCACACAGAACCAGGAAGUGCAGGCGGAAGGUAAGUAUACAGAGCACAUGUGCUAGACAGCCUGACCGGGUGCUCCCGGUAUGCCUCUAAUGCAGAGGCAUACCAAAGCACCAUUAACACCGCGAUCGCAGCAAUCCGGGGUUAAUUUUACCGCUGUGACGGACCUUGUCCGUCACCCGUCAUUAACGGGUUAAAACCUGAGACAAACUAGGGAUUUUUCAUACCCUUGACUUUCUUUGGCUUAAGUCAGUUCCAUUUCCAUUUCCUAUGUCAAAGAAAGUUUUAUAUUCACCCUGCUCCGUGUUUCACUUUGAUUAAUUUGCUAUGUCCAAACGUCCUGUCAUUUAGAUAGGGCACCGGCGAAUUGACCGAAUGUGCGCAGUUUGUCAAUUUGCGUUUGCAUGAAAUUCGUUUACUAAAUUGGUUAAGAAUUUCAUUCAGAGAAUGAAUUUCCGAUCUAAUCAGUACUGCGGCUGCAUCUUGCGAAAGUUUAGUAGAUAGCCCACUAAUUCCCACAAGGAUUAGGGAGCUAUCUACUAAAAAGUUGAAAGACCAAAAUUGGUCCUUCAGCCAACUUUACUAAAACUAAAAAGAUUUUAACCAUCCUCAUACUUUUAGUGGGGUGGGCUUAGGAAGCUUCAAUUCUUACUCGUGGCUCCCUCCUUGUAAUAAACUAAAUGAACAAAAACCAAAUUGAAAUUGGGUCUUCGUUCUUUGCAAUUUCUACUCGUCUGACAAAUGAACGAAUAGCCGAAAUUCACAUCCAAAUUUCAGAAAAUAGUGAAUGCCCAAGUGUUCAACUGGGCAUGCACAGAAAUGUCACAGUGAUAUCUAGUGUGGACAGGUGAUGCAUCCCACAGGGCAGCGCCUAGGACCAAGAUCCGGGCAAGAAAUAUAUAACUAUAUAUAAGGUAAAAAAAUGUGAAAUGGGGGACCAAAGGGCAUAUGGGAGUUCCUAGGAAGACAAUCAAAUGUAGUGGAGUCGGGACAGAGCCCCCUCUGCAAAUUAGGCCCCAUGUGAUCGCUCUGAAUAUAUAUAUAUAUAUAUAUAUAUAUAUAUGUAUGUAUAUAUAUAUAUAUAUAUAUAUAUAUAUAUAUAUAUAUGUAUAUAUAUAUAUAUACACACACACACACACACAGAUGAUACCCGAAAAAUUUGAAUAUUGUGCAAAAGUUUUUAUUUCAGUAAUGCAACAUAAAAGGGGAAACUAAUAUAUGAGAUAGACGCAUUACAUGCAAAGCAAGAUAGUUCAAGCCGUGAUUUGUCAUAAGUGCGAUGAUUAUGGCUUACAGCUCAUGAAAACCCCAAAUCCACAAUCUCAGUAAAUUAGAAUAUUACAUGCAAUCAAUAAAACAAGGAGUGUACAUAGAAUAAUAUCGAACCUCUGAAAUGUAUAAGCAUGCAUAUGGACUUAGCACUUGGUUUGGGCCCCUUUUGCAGCAAUUACUGCCUCAAUGCGGCGUGGCAUGGAAGCUAUCAGCCUGUGGCACUGCUGAAGUGUUAUGGAAGACCAGGAUGCUUCAAUAGCGGCCUUCAGCUGUUCUGCAUUGUUCGGUCUCAUAUCUCUCAUCUUUCUCUUGGCAAUGCCCCAUAGAUUCUCUAUGGGGUUCAGGUCAGGCGAGUUUGCUGGCUUAUCGAGCAUAGUAAUGCCAUGGUCAUUGAACCAGGCUUUGGUGCUUUUGUCAGUGUGGGCAGGUGCCAAGUCCUGCUGGAAAAUGAAGUCAGCAUCCUCAUAAAGCUUAUCUGCGGAAGGAAGCAUGAUGUGCUCCAAAAUCUCCUGGUAGACGGCUGCGUUGACCCUGGACUUAAUGAAGCACAGUGGACCAACACCAGCAGAUGACAGUGCUCCCCAAAUCAACACAGAGUGGGGAAACUUCACACUGGACUUCAAGCUUCUUGCAGUGUGUGUCUCUCCAUUCUUCCUCCAGACUCUUGGUUUCCAAAUGAGAUGCAAAAGUUGCUCUCAUCAGAAAAGAGGACUUUGGACCACUUAACAACAGACCAGGUCUGUUUUUCUUUAGCCCCAGGUAAGACACUUCUGACAUUGUUUGUUCAGGAGUGGCUUGACAAGAAAAAUACGACAUCUGAAGCCCACGUCCCGGAUCCGUCUAUGUGUGGUGGCUCUUGAUGCACUGACCCCAGCCUCAGUCCACUCCUUGUGAAAGUCCCCAACACAUUUGAAUGGCCUUUUCCUGACAAUCCUCUCCAUGCUGCGGUCAUCCCUGCUGCUUGUGCACCUUUUUCUUCCAUACUUUUCCUUCCACUUUGGGAACAUCCAACUUCCUUCGCAAUUACCUUUUGAGGCUUUCCCUCCUUAUGGAGGAUGUCAAUGAUGGUUUUCUGCACAACUGUCAGUCAGCAGUUUUCCCCAUGAUUGUGAACCAGACUGAGAGACCAUUUAAAGCAGUGGUUCUCAAACCAGUCCUCAAGACCCACUAACAGUCCAGGUUUUGUUAGUAUCCCCAUUAGAAUAAAACAGGGAAAUACAUAAAUCCUGGACUGUUGGUGGGCCAUGAGGACUGGUUUGAGAAACACUGAUUUAAAGGCUCAGAAACCCUUUGCAGGUGUUAUGGCUUAGUUAGCUGAUUAGAGUGGGACACUGUGAGCCUAGAAUAUUGCACCUUUUCAGAAUAUUCUAAUUUACAGAGAUUGUGGAUUUGGGGUUUUCAUGAGCUGUAAGUCAUAAUCAUCGCACUUAUGACAAAUCACGGCUUGAACUAUCUUUGCAUGUAACGCGUCUAUCUCAAAUAUUAGUUUCCCCUUUUACGUUGCAUUACUGAAAUAAAUGAACUUUUGCACAAUAUUCUAAUUUGUUUGAAUAUCACCUGUGUAUGUGUGUGUGUGUGUAUAUAUAUAUAUAUAUAUAUAUAUAUAUAUAUAUAUAUAUAUAUAUACGAAAGUAACUUUGCCACUGGCUUUUGAAGCGGCCUGUUUGCCAGCCUCCUAUCCUGUGACUAUGGCCCCUGCAAUAUACCUGGCUAAAAUACUUUAAAAAGGCUCUGUUAGUGCAAUUGGGACUAUAUGGUUUGUUUACCGAACAGCCGCACGAACUGGAGACCACCCUGGAGCUUGUUGAGCCUAAUUAAUAAAUUGUUGCAAUUUCCACUGCAGUGGUCUGUGUUCGUCUGGGUAGCUGCAAUUCCUAUGGACGACCACGAGGUGGAAGCCAUCUUGUUCGCAUGGACCAAAACCGCGAAUCGUCUUUAGGGGGACUUAGCCGCGAAUGCCCUAGAACUAUUUUUGGCAUGAAAACUUUGCGAUUCCCGGUCUGUCCUCCAGCAGCACUUAGCCGCGAUUCUAUGGAACUAUUUUCGGCUAUGGGACCAUGCCUGCGGUCGGUCAAAUAAAUCACUUCCAGAAAAUUCCUGAACUGAUCUGGGUGAUUUUGGGAUAUGUUGGUCACCCAGAUCAGAGCUAUCAGGGAUGUAACAUUUGUGGGGUUUUACAUAGAAACCUUGAAUGUGACGGCAGAUAAGAACCAUUCGGCCCAUCUAGUCUGCCCAAUUGUUUUGAAUACUUUCAUUAGUUCCUGGCCUUAUCAUAUAUAGCAUAUCCCACGCAUGUUUUAACUCCUUUACUGUGUUAACCUCUACCACUUCAGCUGGAAGCCUAUUCCAUGCAUCCACUACACUCUCAGUAAAGUAAUACUUCCUGAUUAGUGAUGUCCCGAACUGUUCUCCGAACGGUUCGCCGCGGACUCAUCAUUGAGUAAACUUUGACCCUGUACCUCACAGUCAGCAGACAUAUUCCAGCCAAUCAGCAGCAGACCCUCCCUCCCAGACCCUCCCACCUCCUGUAGCGGUGCAGUACGGCUUUUGGGAAGACCAAUAGACGAACGUCUGAAGCCAUCUUGUUCGCAUGGACCAAAACCGCGAAUCGUCUUUAUGGGGGACUUAGCCGCGAAUGCCCUAGAACUAUUUUUGGCAUGAAAACUUUGCGAUUCCCGGUCUGUCCUCCAGCAGCACUUAGCCGCGAUUCUAUGGAACUAUUUUCGGCUAUGGGACCAUGCCUGCGGUCGGUCAAAUAAAUCACUUCCAGAAAAUUCACUGAACUGAUCUGGGUGAUUUUGGGAUAUGUUGGUCACCCAGAUCAGAGUCAGGGAUGUAACAUUUGUGGGGUUUUACAUAGAAACCUUGAAUGUGACGGGAUAAGAACCAUUCGGCCCAUCAAUUUUGCCCAGAUUGAUUUUGAAUACUUUCAUUAGUUCCUGGCCUUAUCAUAUAUAGCAUAUCCCACAUGUUUUAAACUCCUUUACUGUGGACCUCUACCACUUCAGCUGGAAGCCUAUUCCAUGCAUCCACUACACUCUCAGUAAAGUAAUACUUCCUGAUUAGUGAUGUCCCGAACUGUUCUCCGAACGGUUCGCCGCGGACUCAUCAUUGAGUAAACUUUGACCCUGUACCUCACAGUCAGCAGACAUAUUCCAGCCAAUCAGCAGCAGACCCUCCCUCCCAGACCCUCCCACCUCCUGUAGCGGUGCAGUAUGGCUUUUGGGAAGACCAAUCAGGAGAGGGUUACAAUAAUCCAUGCAGGAAAUUACUAGAGCAUGGACAAGCUCCUUGGUAGUAUCUGGUGCAAGAAAGAGGCGGAUGCGGGCUAUGUUUUUAAGAUGGAAUCUGGAUUUGACAACAUGCUGUAUGUGAGACUCAAAGGUGAGGCCAGAAUCAAGUAUGACGCCAAAACAGCACGCUUGCAAGGAUGGACUGAUGUGGGUACCACAAACUUGAAGGGAGAGCGAAAGAGGUGGAUCAGUAUUAGGAGGAGGAAAGACAAGGAGCUCAGUUUUAGAGAGACUGAGUUUCAGAAAGCGGGAGGACAUACAGUCAGAGAUGGAAGAAAGGCAAACAGUGACACGUUGCAGGAUGGCAGAGGAGAGGUCCAGGGAGGAGAGAUAACUGGGUGUCAUCAGCGAACAGGUGGUAGUGGAAUCCAAAAGAGGUAAUAAGUUUGCCAAAGAGGCAGUAUAAAGAGAAAAUAGAAGGGGACCAAGGACAGAGCCUUGGGGGACUCCAACCGAGACAGGACGAGGGGAGGAGGUAUCAUUAGAAAAAGAGACACUGAAUGAGCGUUGGGAGAGAUAAGAGGAAAACCACAAGAGGACAGAGUCACAGAGACCAAGCGAUUAAAGAGUUUGAAGAAGGAGAGCAUGAUCAACGGUGUCAAUGCCUGGGCUUUAAUGCCGUUAGAAAAUAUUGGCACAUCCUAAUGUUAUAGUGUCUCCCUGCUCUCACCAGGCAGAUGCAGGUAUCACUUCAGUUCAUCUCUAUCAGUUAGGGCAAUAUUUAGUGGUCCCACACUGACAGAUGUACUGUAUGAAGAGCUCAAAAUGAGCACUGCUUACAGCCCUUUAAAUGGGGAUUUAAAUCCCCGCAGUUACAACUUGGUGUGAACAGGGUAAAAUCCCUGCUCACAAAAGGGAGGCCUAGGUGCUCUCCUCUUCCAGCCGGAGCCUUUUAGUGGCCCCAGACUGGCAGAUAAGCUGUAUGCAGGGAUAAAAGUGAGUGCUACAUACAGCCCUUUUAAUCUAUUUAUAUCUAAGCGGCUGAGUCCAAUUGCACUCAGCCACUGUGUUUCUAGGACUGCAUGCUGUCUAAGGGAGACCCCAGGAUAUGGAAGACCCUGAUAAUAUCUUGCUGCAUAUCCCCAAUGUGAUCCACAGAGGCAGCAUGCCAGCGCUACAUUACAUGGAGAUCUUCCUUUCAUGGUGAAAACAGCCAGUAGAUAAGUUACAAACCACUCACUACUCUUUUAGCUUAGAAAGUCAGCAGUUUGCUCUCUUACCUGGGUCCCCGGCAGUCGCUAACUUCCAGUGGCCAGUGAUGUGCAUCACGCUUCUGCAGAUCCCGCCAGCCAUUCAUUAGCUGAGAGCGUUUCAGCAAGUGAAUGCAACUCUGUACAAUGGAAUAUACUCAGAAUUAACAUUAGCCACCCAGAAUCUUGUUGAUGCCCCAAUAAUGUUGCCGGAGGUGGAAUUACAGCUGUGGCAGCAAGGGUGUUUCACUGCUUAUGUGUAGUGUUUCAUAGAUAGACGUCAAAUAAUUGGGGUGGUAAUGGUGCUUGAAGUAGCCUGAAUUUAUUGAAUAUUUGGAGGCUUUUUGUUUUUUUAUGUAUCAGUCAAGUACUUUAACCCAUUUUCCAGGUUAAUAGGGUUUUCUCAGCUAGUUUCAGCUCAACUUUGAAAAUAAUAUAGACAUUCAAAUAAACUGCAAGGACUAUAACAUAGCAUGUUUAAACUGGAGAACUGCAAGUUAGCUCACAAAUAUCUGGUGGAUUAAGUGCCACUCUAACUCUGCAGGCUCAGGAGGGAUCAGGCUUGUUUUGUGCAGUGGAUCCAAUAGACAGAAGUGUAAGUAUCCCAGCCGAAGACAUGGAACGCCAAUCUUCACAUUAAACUUUUAUAUUAAAAAAAAACAACAACUUACAAUUAUAAACAAAUUGAUAAGAGGCUUGCAGAUACUCCUGUUAGCACACUGUCGCUUCUUAUUGCCUCAGCGGCAUGUCCUGAGGCGCAACUGCUCGUGCAGUCCUGUGUCUGUCUCCUAUGCAGACUAGUUUCGCCGCCCUCCCGAGAUUUAUCAUAUGCUCUCAGUGGCCGCUGAAGGCAACUUUGGGGUUAAGCCGUUUGAAAACGGUUUAACCCCUGAAGGUAAGAAAGUGUCUAGGGGCCCCCUGGCACCUUAACAACUUAGUUUAGGUGAAAUUGUGAUGAUGCCUAUACGGUCUCUUUAACAGUUUUGGUUUGAAUUGAUACCACUGUAUCCUUUCUCUAAAGUGUAAAUCCAUAAUGAAAUUUUGGAAAUCUAAAUUUCUUUCGUUCAUGCUCAAGCCAAUGACCAUUCUGCAUUGUCAAUGCUUCUUACUCUAUUUAAUGUCAACUUUUGAUCCACAAAUUAGACGGAAGUUCAGAAAUCUGCAAUAAGUGUAUAGAUAAAAAUGUGUUAUUACUUGAAGUUUGUUCAGGUAAGACUACAUAGUGUGGAUGCCUGGAAUGACUGCACCCAAAAUCUCAUGAUUCCUGGUAUGUUUCUGAAUACCAAGAGAUAUGGCACACUGUGGUGUCAUUUCAAUGUGAUUUGUUUCACUGGAACAUGGACCUCCAAGCUUGUAGAUUUUACUGCUUUCUCAACAAAUGUGCAAUUAAGGUAGGCCUAAUUAAAGCAGCACUGUCACCAUCUGGGGGCUUUGUAAAUUUGCAGAGAUCCCGACGAUGACAUCACCACUGGAUAUUCCUCAUGGGCGUGGCCAUCUUUCUCUGGCAGGUCCUCUUCAGCUCCUUACUCUGUGUCAGUAUGUCUUUUGACUGGCUUGGAAUUUCAGUGAAAUUCCAACAUAGUCAAAAUUAGUAUUUCAUAAGGAUUCCAUCUUUAUAAAAUACUAAAGUUUCAAGGGGGUUGACAGUGCUGCUUUAAUGGAUAGUUGAAUAACUUUUUAUCUAUACAUUUGCUAGCUUCAUUUGUGGUUCAUGACAGGUGCAUUUUAACUGUAUCUACCAGGAUAAAUACAUUGAUAUAUAUUUAUGUAUUGUAAUUUGCUUGCAGUUGAUAAAUGGAAGAAGUCACAUGAUUAUUCAUUUCUGGGAAUACCUACCUGCAUCGCCUUUGGAUUGCAUAAAUACAAGCAACAGGACUACAGGUAUUCAGAUAUAAACAAACACACUAUGCAUUUUGAUCAAUUCCUUUCCUUAUAUUUAGCCUACUUUACAAUGUGUUUGCACAUCAUUUUGGGGUUGUUGUGGGAAAUACCUCCAAUUCUAACACCAGUUAGUAGUAGAGUGUAUGCAUACUCUAGAGAUUUUUUGAUAUAUUUAAGCAACCAGGUAUCACCUAUUGGCUACUAUAUUAUAGAAUUGGUUUUAAGUAGGAUAAAUAUAUGUAUGAAAUCCAUAUGUGUCAAAUGCACUCAUAUGAUAUGGAGCUGCCUAAUCACUCCCAGUAAACAGCGUGAAGUGUUAUAAUCCUCACUCUUGGUAUUUGAUUAGUGGCUGAGGUUCUCACAAUGGUGUUUAUUUAUUCUCACAAUGUGAAUAAAAAUGGAAAUAAAAUAUAGUGCUCACUGUAGUAUAAAAUAAAUUGGAAACGUAUUCACUAGAGUAGUGCAAAAUAAUGGUUUUGCUGAAUAGUCUGUGCUUAGUAUAAAUGUUACAGUUAAAGUGCAGAAAUCAGUUAAUGUGCACAUUACCUAGUUAAUCUGCAGAUUAACUAGGGCGAUCAGUUAAAGUGCAGAAAAUUUUCAUUUCUCAAAGAUUUCUCACAUUACCUACUAGGCACUAGUUAAAGUGCAAAUAAGAUCUUUUGCUGAAACAACAGCAACGUUUAAGAAGCAAGUUAGUACAAUCAAACGAGAAUCAAGUUAACAUAAUGUUAUUUAUUUAGCAACAAAGAAGCAAGUUUCUGUUACAAAACUACAACAGAAAGAAUCAAAUUAUUAAGGAACUUUUUCACAUUAACGGGACAGCAGCUGUUCAAUCUAAUUUUAGUGGAAUGCUAAAUUUGGAGGCAAUGAUCGCUCUGUAUCUACCUAAAAGAACUGAUUCAGCGUGCAGGCUUAGCUGACUAUUAAGUAGGUACAAAAAUUAUUAGAUGUUGCACAACCUUGCUAAUUCUGUUAUAACACAGUACUGAACCGAAGAGCAACAAUAUUAUUUAAAUGUAAAAGCAAGGGGCACCUUAACUAAAUAGUGCUAUUGGGUGAGCCUCAGUCAAUGAGUCAGUCUAGACUGAAAUCAACACCAAAUAAGUAUGAACGGGUCUGUUAAAAACCCUAUAGUUUAUACACCUCUUUUCUGUGUCUUCGAAGGCACCUUGGUAUUGAGGACCAGCCUAAACUGUCUGUCUCUCUACUAAUAUAGAGAGGGUUAACAGGAUACUUAUGGAUUUGGCACUGCUGAAUAAUCCACUGAUCUGUGCCUUCAAGAGCACCUAGGCUUGAGAUACAAGCCAAAGCUAACUGUCACCCAGACCUGUCACUAGGAUAAGAAGGGAGAUCCUUCCUUCUGCAUAUUAAUGAGUAGUGUCCAUAUUAUAGCACCUAGGCACUGCGAAACGAAACCCGCAAAACCAAGCCACAUGGAAACCUGCGGCAAAUUAUGAGGCGACGGCGAAACGACCGCAAACCUUUGCACAUUAACGGGACAGCAGCUGUUAAUGUGCACAUUACCUUGUUAAAGUGCGGAAAUAUCUUGAUUCCGCACUUUAACGUAGCAAAUCAGUUAAUGUGCACAUUAACUAGGUAAUGUGCACAUUAACUGAUUUCUCACUUUAACGGUAACAUAUAUAUUCCCCACCAAGGAAAAUGGUCUCUCAACUUCAGGAAAAAUCAGGAUGGUCCAGUAAAAAUGUGCUGAUUUUAUUCAUUUUAUUAACACUUCUUCAAGUAAAAAGAAAUGAGAUAAAAACAAUAUUGAAUAGUAACAAUGUGUUUCAUCCAAUUAGCAAGGCUUUCUCACUUAGACUAACAUUCGCACAUGAGUUUUUGUUGUUGUUCCCCCCACCUCUCCCGCAUAAUAAAUGUAAAAUGCAUGAGUGCACCCAUUCCACUGAUAGGGAAUUACUAAAAACGUGUCUGUGUCUGGUCCCUUACUCUCCUUUUACCUUACCUCACAUUCCCUCGCCAACUCCUCCCCUCUAUUCACAGAGGCGAAGAGCCAAUACACACCUCCCUGGUCUCCUUGCUCAACUUGUUCACUGACGCAAACUGAUAGCGGGUCUUUAUCUCUCCUUCCAAUGCAAUGCCACGGCUGGCAAAUCAGAGUAGAAACACCUCUCCACCUAGGCAUGGCGGAUGGGCAGAGAAUCAGAGAGUACCUGCCUCCUUCAGAGCACGCAUGCCGGCACACUGCCCUCUUAAAGGGAAAGAGGGGUUGUCCCAAGCAGGAUGUACAUAGGAGUGACUCGGGGGGGGGAGGGGGGGGGUGGAGCAUGCCUUUUCUCCCCUUUUUAACAGAAUUCCUCCUCUCCCUCCUUGCUCAGUUAUACUGUGCUUAUAAUGGUGUGCAUCUGAUUUCUGAUAUUUGACUCUUGCCUGUUUUACCAUUUAAGAACCUUUGCCACCUAACCUCCUGAGUUCCUAGCCACACUUUUGUCUAAUCCUCAUCUGUAUUGCUAUCUUGGUAUAAUUUUAUCCAGCUUCCUGCUGCAAAGUGGGCUCCAUCUACCAAACCUAACAGUGUUAUUGUGUACAGUAAUUCUUAAACAGGAUUGAAUGAUAGACCAGGGCCCUCAGGGCUAUGGGAUGUGAUUUACCUAAUUAUUAGGAUUUAAUCAUAGUUUAUAUUUAAAACAAACUGCUCAUAAAAUUAGUACUUUAAAACUAAUGAUUUUAUUAUAUAUUAUUUAGGUUUUUGGUGUUUCCUGCACUAGGAAAGAGCUUUCAGACCAUCAUUAACGAAAAGAAAGUUUUGUUAGAGAAAACCAUUUUUCAGAUUGUGUACAGAAUGGUAAGUAAAAAAAUAACAAAAAAGUGAGUGCACAAUGUUUAAACUUUCACUUACCCCUGUUUCUCAGGCGACAAACCCAGCUUAAAAUGAGCCACAAAAAGAGGGAGAAUGGUCUUUACUACAAAAUGACAUUCCAAAGGGGAUUUGUUUACUAAGCAAUGCAAAAUAUAGGUCCAAAUGGCAAAAUAUCAGUUUUCCCUACGUUUUGUGACUCAUUUGAGACACCAGAACUCUCUUUUAAGUGAACUCACUCCUAUGUUUUUUUAUGUGGCAGCAUGUUGUAUAUCUUUUAGAAAAAUUAUCCAUACUGCAACUUACAGACAUUCUUGGACGAUCACGUUGUUCAGGUUGUUAAUCUGAUAUAUUGUACUAUUGACUUCUGCAGGUAGAUAUUUUGGAAUACAUCCAUGCAAAUGAGUAUGUCCAUGGUAAUAUUACAGCCGAAAAUAUCUUUGUGAAUUUUGAUGAUUUUAAAGAGGUAAGAUAAAUAUUUGUUUGGUCUAAAAAAAAAAUAAUAAUUAUUAUUAUCCUGAUAUUACCGUGUGUACUUUCUUGCCGUUAAACCACAUUUACUAUUGCUAAGUACCCAGUUUCACUGAAAGGUAAUAUUUUAAUAUUCUGAUUUCAUUAUUGAUUAAACAAGUCAUGAUUUAAACUAUAAUUGCAGCCUUGUAAUCUUUUUGCAUUAGAGAUUCUAGUAUUAAAUGAAAACGUCUGUUUCAUCCAACCUGAAUUGGCUGUGAGUGCUUGGUCAGGUUAGCUCCAUAUAACCCAUUUAAAAGAAAAAGCAUAACAGAAAAUUGUAGAUUAUGCUAGCUUCAGUGUACCUAUAAUCUUAAUUUUAUUAAUGACAGGAGGUGAGUAUUUGCUUAAGUCUCUCUUUACUAGAACUCUACAGCAGCACAGAACAACAACCAAUCAAAAAAAAAGUUAGGUAUUAUAAAACUCUACUCCCCAUGCAUAAUUUCCUCUUUCAAGCUGCGAGAAAAACAGAAAAAAAGGCAGAAAACAUAAUUGGGAAGAAACAAAGUCCUAGAUAUUAUGAAUACAACAAUGUCCACCAUCCAAGAAGAACUGCCACACCAGGUAGCGUUGAUGGACUGUAAACUGAAACAAGAGAAAAACAGAAUCGAACAGGUUGAUUAUCCAGUGAAAUGUACUCUGAAUAAACAUGUAGGUACCCAAUGUAGCAAACCGAAAUUCACUUAAUAUGAAGAUAUCCCAACCCUGCUUAUAAAAAACAGAAAUAAGAACAGGUGACAGGUAGCAGAGACAACAAUCAGAGUUGCAUACGUACCUGGUUAAUCCAAACUGUUAAAAUUAAACAAGGGAGGGAUAAGAAUGGGUGGGAAAUACUCACCUCCUGUCAUUAAUAAAAUUAAGAUUAUAGGUACACUAAAGCUAGCAUAAUCUACAAUUUUAUAACAUGACAGGAGGCUUCAUAUUUGCUGUUUUAACGCUCAGUCAACAAAUCCAACGCUGUUUGUUUCACUGGUACCUAUUCCAGGAGAUAUCAGAGCAAUCCUAAAUGGACUUUCCAACUGCGAGAAUUGCCAGUAGACGGGUCGAUGAGGAUGCCAGCUGACGAAGCAUCCCAAAUACGUAAAAACACUAUCCGCUGAUAGCUCCAAUGUACGUGGGGGUGCGACCUGUUUCCUAGCAGCUGGUCCAUGAGUUGCCAAGCUGACCUAUUAGCCAUUUCCCUGUAGUUGUAAAAUGUCGAAGGUCAUUUGCGAACUAAGGGCCGCAAGAAGAAACUGCCACCAUGUCUCAACUCUUAAUGUGGAAGGUGGCUCCUACGAUCGUGCCAGAGUCCACCACCAAUUCCGUAAUAGAACCGAGUAGGACCUUUCGUUCUCUCAUGACUUACCCAGUGAGAUGUCUCAUCCGAGAAUACAUUUAUUAUGCAGGCAAGAGUGUGGUCGAACUAGCUGUAUCCUAAGUGAAUCCAAUAUUCCAAAUGGACUGUGCAAUCCGCAGCUGCGGUAGAGAAAGGACUCCUAAAGGACGUCCAAUCAAGGUCCCAAACUGAACUUGUGUGGUGGAACGGUGACGACUAUUUGGGGGAUUGUGAAUCCCGGAAAUAUUCAAAAGGAUGGGAACGUAAACCGGAGUUGAGAUUUCCAUCUAGAUAUGUCAUCGUCUAAGAGUGAUAAGAUGUCCGAAUCCAAUGGUGAUUGAGACCUGUAUAACAAGGAAGAGUCCUCAUGUGCUGUAUUGAGAGAGUGAAAUAACCUGAUUGCCCACUGUACGAUCCUGUUCCAUGCCCGACUUGCCAAAGUUCGUGUAGGGGUUCCUGGUCUACACUCCACCGACAAGAUAAGAUCUAAUAUAGUGGGACCCCUAGGUCCCUGUAGCCCUGACUGUCUGGGCACGUAUCUUCCAGGGUAGGCCCUAAGUCAAAGAACCCAGUAAUGUGAAUGCGAGAACCGAAGUCCCGGCCUCCCUAUAGAGGGAUACUUCCCUUCCUAGCUUGGAGUCCCGAGAACACACAGCGUUCUCUAAUAUUCAGGCAAGGCAUAAAGUCCCUUCACUCACGACAGGUGGCUCCAGAGAGCAGAUAUAACAAAAAAACAAGGCUCUAGUUUCCACCGUCCGGAGCAAGUGUUGUCCUGUUUGAGAAUGUCGGUGAGUCACAUCCUGAGCAGUACUCCAGCGGUAGGUUACAUCCCGACUUUGACGUCCAUGUAGGAGUCGGGAGCACACCGGGUUCCUUCAUAGAGUCCACCGUAGGUCUCCUUGAUGGUAGUUGAAAAAGUGGGUUAUCGAUAACCCAAACCAAGACUGUUCCUGUGAGGGAUAUAGAGUAUAGACGGAGGGGCCUCCAUCUCCGAACCAUGUUCUCCAAAUAUGUGCUCAGAGGAGUAGGGGCAGUCCUGCCCUUUUAUCCAAAGAUUGUAAUGACCAGGAAACUUCUGUCAACUGGGGUUCCGGUCUAUCCAUGCGUACGGUGUACCUGCAGACCGGGUAGUGGCCUUCCCUAGCCUUGUUACCCGAGCACGCAGUGCCCAUUUGCUCCAUGAAGGCCUCAGGAUCUCAUGUCACCUUGACAUGGGGAAAACUGCCUGCGCAGUUUGCUCGCAAUGGUCCGGAUUCCAUUAAAUCACGAUAUAUUGAGAGAUUUAAUUUAUUUAUUUUUAACUGCGAAACUGGUUAUGCAUAUGAACAUGCGGACCUGUUUGAUAUUCUUCAUCAACAUCAGCAUCCUCAGCAUACCACCUGAAGGGUAUUGUGCCCAUUGUAUAUUACAGUAGUAGGGUAAACAAUUGCCAACUCGAUACACCCCCUUAUUGGGCUUGAAAGGGACUUCCAACUCCCUUAGUCACAGAAACCUGAUAAAAUUUAAUUAAUGUCAGCAGAGACUGGUCUCCCAUACCAGUUUGAGACAUAGCCAGGUUUUGCUUAGCUUAUUAAAUUUGCCAAUGACAGUGAAUAUCUGUAGAAUAUUGCAUAUUCUAUGUUUCUAUUGAUUAUAUAUAUGGAUGUGUGGAUUGACAUAAGUAACAGAUGGUAUCAAUAAGUCACAAGGCUUUCUUUGUCCGAGAGCUCUGGAAUGUGGAUGUGGGGGUUUUGUCCUUAUAUGGCUAGAGUUAUAUGCUGACGUUAGUAUUAUCACAUCUUUAUAGUAACAGAGGGACACAAGGUCGCUCUCAGUCUUGGCUUGGCUCUCGGCUCUGUACAACGAUGUAACUCUCCCAUCAGAAGUCCAGCAAUUACCAUCUGCUGUUGAAUGUCCACUAUCCUGUAACAUUCUUUAUUAUGUUUUAUUAUGUAUCCGUAACAAAGAAUAAACCUGAAGAAACCGUAAGUCAGAUUGCGUAUUACUAAUUUUCAGUAAUAUAGACAUAUAUUAUUGUGGCGAGCAUUUAGCCCAAGAAUAUAUAUACAAAAGAAGUAUAUAUAUAUCAAUCAACUGAAGACAAGAAGAAAUUAAGAAGAUUCAACAUUAACAUCGUCCUAAGCUAUAUUUUGCAUUGGCUAACCUGCCAGUCUUCUAUUCAAGUUUUGUUCCCACUUCAAGGGGGGAGAGAGAAGAAUCGAGUUACAAAGCUAUUUUGGAACUGGGAAAACAAACUUGAAGAGAAAAAAAAGAAUCUAGACUGACUAUCAUAGAAGAACUGUGGAUUCUAAGAAAAAGAAAGUUUUCAAAUCAUAAAGACUGUACAAGACUAUUUUCUACAACUGAGACAAAAAGCACAAGAUACAACAUGAAUUCUAGAAGCAAGCACGUGGCAGACAUUGGCAAGCGUCCAGAACUGCGCAGCUGUGUGGAUGAAGCAACGAAAUAAACAGAAAUAACUGAUCUGGUAAAGCGUGACAGAUCCUUGUGGCAAUAAAUCAGGAAAGCAUUCAACUGGACAUCGACUGUUGGAAAGAGACUUUUCAUCUGAUCUGCAAACUGUGAUGGAAGAUUCUACAGAGUUCAUUCGAUACAGAAGAUUAACAGACUUACAAAGAAAUAAAAGAUUGGCACUAACAUACAUAUCAAUUCCUAAAUAUUAAUGAAGAAGAAAACAGACAAUGAAAAGUUAUUUAACAGUUAUGAGUAUUAAUACCAAAAGAGAGUACUUAUAAAUGUGUAACACAUGGAGUAAAAUUAUGAAAGGAUAGUAUUAUGAAGAUAACUAUUACAUUAUUACCUAUACAUAGGAUGAGAAGUAUCAGAGGUAGAUAAAAUAUGAAGUUGAUACAAUAAGGAUCAUGGCUACUUAAUACCACAAAGAUUGAGUUCAAUAGUAUUUCAUAGAUUAACUAUAAUGAAUAAUUUGUUUAUAAUCGAGGUGAAGUAAAACAAACAAUGGUAACAUAAGGAAGAAAACUAAGGAAGGAUAAUUUAUAUUGAUUAAUAUUAAGUAAUGGUAUACAUUAAGAAUGCCUUGGAUAUAAGAGUUCAGAGAUCCAAGAGGAAUUGAAUGGAAAGAGUAUAGUACACAAUUAUAUUUGACCUUAAUCUAUAAAGGUAUGGACUAGAGAGAAUAGGUUUCUGGAUAUGGUGAUAUCCAAUGAAUAAGUUGUUUUAAGAUUUCCCUGAGUUUGUUAGACACAGACUAGGAAUAAGAGUUUCUGGGCAAUAUGACCCCAAGUUUUGUUUAUUUUAUUUUAGUCAGUUGAAGUGUACUAAGAAAUACGGAUUGGUCAGAAUAAAUGUUAGGGUAACAUUAGGACAAUCCUACUUUUAUUUUAAGAUGUAUUACAUUAAUAAGUCAUCACACUGCUAAUGAAGAGAGUGAUGCUAAUAAAUUUAAAUUAUUCUUUCCAAGUUUUUUUAAAGUAAACCAUGUUUCUGUUGAAUGAAAAAUUUGUUACUACAAGGUGGAAUUUUAGUGAAAAUUAUAAUUAUGUAAACAAAAACAAAUCUAUGAUAGAAAGAUUUCUGGGUGGAGAAUUUCUAGGACAAUAAGUAUUGUCAACACCAUGAACAUUAUUUCAAGAAUUAUUAUAGAACUUCAUGGUUGAUAACACAUCCUUUGAAUGAGACUUAUAAGUAGUGUUGAUAUAUUUCAGGUAUUGAGAAUGAAAAUACUAUACUAUAUAGGUAUCUGUAGGAAUAUGAUAGUGAAGCACAGUUAUUAUUAUCUAGAAAGUUACGAUCUUAAUUUUGUUGUCUACAAAGACAUGACUGUACCUGAGCAGGUAGAUAUUUUUGAUUGCUUUAUUGUUUAUUGGAUCAACAUUUGUAAAUAUUUUAUUUUAUUCAUUUAUUAUUGUUAUAUAUAUGUAUAUAUUAUGUUCAAGUAGUUAUUAUGUAACAUGGAUAUCAAUACAUAGCUGAAACAGAGGGAGUUUGAAGUAAAGUAAGCAGUAUGAGGGAUAGAAACUCGACCUUCUAAGAACUCUCAUAUAAUAGAAAGUUGUGACUACAUCUUGUUCUAUGCUCAAUGAAUGUGAUACAAGUGAUGUAUGAAUGGACAGGUUAGUGACAUUGUGUUAUGGUUUUAAAACAAACCAUAAACAGAGGGAAUGUAGAAUAUUUCAUAUUCUAUGUUUCUAUUGAUUAUAUAUAUGGAUGUGUGGAUUGACAUAAGUAACAGAUGGUAUCAAUAAGUCACAAGGCUUUCUUUGUCCGAGAGCUCUGGAAUGUGGAUGUGGGGGUUUUGUCCUUAUAUGGCUAGAAUUAUAUGCUGACGUUAGUAUUAGCACAUCUUUAUAGUAACAGAGGGACACGAGGUCGCUCUCGGCUCUGUACAACGAUGUAACUCUCCCAUCAGAAGUCCAGCAAUUACCAUCUGCUGUUGAAUGUCCACUAUCCUGUAACAUCCUUUAUUAUGUUUUAUUAUGUAUCCGUAACAAAGAAUAAACCUGAAGAAACCGUAAGUCAGAUUGCGUAUUACUAAUUUUCAAUAAUAUAGACAUAUAUUAUUGUGGCGAGCAUUUGGCCCAAGAAUAGAUAUACAAAAGAAGUAUAUAUAUCAAUCGAAGACAAGAAGAAAUUAAGAAGAUUCAACAUUAACACCGUUCCAAACUACAUUUUACAAUAUCAUAGUUGAAUAGUCUCAUCUCUGCUACAGAAAUGAACCAGGACAUAUAUGCUGAAACCCAGGGAUUGGGACAUAAAAAACCCCUGAUUAAGUGUGCAACCUUAAAUAAAACUUUCACACAUCCUAUGUUUAAGUCUAUCCAACUGGUAUAAGAAGUACACAAAGUGUGCCUUAAUAGAACAUAUAGAACAUUUUUCCCACUUGGAUAUAGUCAUGGUGGAUCUAUUAACCUAAAUAUGAAACCAAUUGUGAUAGACCUGGCAAACUGGCUCAGCAUGAGCCGUGCACAGCCAAGAUCCCCGCGGGAGAAAAACCCGCGAGCCCGCGAGCAGGUGCACCCUCUAGCGGGUCGGAUCCAUGUGGCUCUGAGGGAGCCGGCCGCGAGGUGGCCACGUGCGUGAGCGGGUCCGGCCGCCGGGAAACUCGUGUACGGCCGCAAGAGACCGCGGGCGCCGGUAUGCUCACACUGGAGCUCGGGGAGUCAGAGGAGGCAGCCAAGCGGUUGGUCUCCUGACACACCGAGCGGAGCGCCUGUAACCCGGCUAAUAGAAUGGCGCUAGGGAGUUGAGUGGGGGGGAGGCAGGGAGAAACAAACUGACAGGAAACCCCAGGAACCCCCUAAAACCGCCACAUGAAAGAAAAAACAUCCCCAAGAACAGGGAAGCAGGAGUAAAAAAUGGGUAGUAAUCCCGAAAUAAAUAUAAAACAAAAUACAAUAUAUAACUAACAAAUAAAUAAUAUGAAGUAAACUAUAAUGGAUAACUAAAUACCAUAAACAUAAAAUAUAUGAGAAAUAUAAAAAUGAUAUCAAAUAAUAUAAAUAUAACUAAAUACAACAUAUAUAUAAUAUAAGUAAUAGAUAAAUAAUCGGAAGCAAACUACAAAACAUAGAACUAAAUACCAGAAACAAAAAACACAUAUAAUAAAUAUAAUAUAUAAAUAAUAAAUCCUAAAUAAGUCAUACUAAAUCCCAAAGCCACCCACUAAUAGCAGGAGGCAGUGGUACUCUGACCUGUACUGACUGCGGAGCAGCAAAGAAAGAGGAAAUGAUGCAUGGGGAGGGGAGUUUUAUAGUACCUAACUUUUUUCUGAUUGGUUGUUUUUCUGUGCUGCUGUGGAGUUCUGGUAAAGAGAGACUUAAGCAAAUAUGAAGCCUCCUGUCAUGUUACAAAAUUCACUGCCAAACACAAUGUAUAUGUAAAGCACAGAGCAGACUGUGUGCCUUGUGUUGGGAGUUUAUUAAGAUGUUGAUUUGGUGUACUGGAUUCUACAAAAACACUGCUUUAACAAUAUAUUUUUUUUUAUUUUAAUAAUUUGCAAAUUUAUACAGAUAGUGUGCAAAUGUUGUAGCUAACAUUUAAUCUGAAAUUUUCCUUUACUAGGUCUAUCUUGCAGAUUACUAUUUUGCCUUCCGCUACUGCCCUGCCGGAAAACAUGUUAAAUACCAAGAUGGCAGCAAAACACCCCAUGCGGGUUCUACUGAAUUUAUUAGCAUGGAUGUCCAUAAAGGAGCUGGUAUGGAAUGCUGAACUACAUUACUUUUUAUUAAUGUACAACCUUUGUUAGAAAAUCAUGUUAUAGUGCAGUAUAUGACUAUAUAAAAGUGUACCUUAUGUCAAGAGAACGCAUUAUGUGCCAGUAUACUGUUGACCCUUUGCAGUACCACAAAUAUAUUGAAGGAACUGUUACAAUAUCUCAUUAGUUGUGUACAACAGUGGAGUUGGUCAGAACACAAUAUAAAAUUAGGACUUCUAAAACAAAACUUGUCACAAGGCAAUAAAAAGAAAAGUGAACAACAAAACUGGGGAGCAGGCGUUUGGUUCAAUUCCAGAGAAGGGAAAGUGUUAAACCAGGGGCACCAGGAGAAAGCUGCUAAUGGCGGCUGUGGAGGUUAACUCCCGAAAAGGGUCACCGACCUGGACCAUAGACCAAAACAACUUAAUUUAAAUGUACCUUUCUGAAGCCAGUUUAGUAAAUGUCGAGUCACUGUUUGUCUGAGAUCAUCAGCUGACCAUCUUAGCCAAUCAACGGUGUCCCUACCCUGGGGCACUCCGUGCACUGAAGCCGGAUGCCACCUGGGGGUAGUGGAUAUCGCCAACGGAGGCAACUUAGGGGAUAAACCAUUUGAGAACGGCUUACACCCUGAGGUAAGAGUGCCUCCGGGGGCCACCUGGCACAAUAACAACUUCAACAGACAAGGUGAGCUUUUACCAAAAUCUGUGGGGGCAUAUCCAGCAACUUCAGGUGAGGGCAGGGAGAUAUUGGGAUGCCCACCUUUUUCUUUUUUUUUCUUUUCUUUUUUUUUUAAUUAAUAGCCUCUUUCUGCAUUAUUUUACGGGGCAUGGGGAUUCUCUAAUGACUGGGCAACAGUGGCCGCCCAGUCACUGUUUUUGUUUUUUUAUUUAUAGUGAGCAGACACUGUUAAUAUGUCCCUACCCAUGACAUGGCAGGUGGGGGGGAAUAAGGGACGUUUAUAAUCUCCCUUAUAGUAAUAUGGUGGUUAUAUUGACCCUCAUGGGCCUAUUUAUUUAUUUUUCUUUACUUUAAUGUGGCCACAUGAUAAACCUUCGCAGUGCCAAGAGGAUUUUUAACUAUUAGUGUAAUUCUGAAUGGAGCCCUGGUUCCCAGGCUAUUAUACAUGGAUUGGGUGCUGAGCGUCUCCCUUGAGCAGCCUGCUGCCCACAGAAAUCAUGACAGAGGGCAGUCACUCAGCUGCGAUUUUAGCAAGUUAUUUCAACGGCUCUGCAUAGAGCUCAACGUUCUCUCUGGUGCCACUAAAAACCACCAGAGCUGACUAACAGGAGUUCAUUCAGAUCUUGGGUUAGUGGUGGAAACAGGGUUUCCCUUGCUCACACUGCGCUCUUUUAAAAUACAUUUAAGUGCUUAUUUAAAGAGCUGUUUGCAGCGCUGAAUUCCAGCACUACAAGCAGCUGAUGUAAAAGACGGAGUCCACAAAAAAGGGCCCCGGCAGACAGAAGGUAGCCCCAUUGACCUCUUGGGCUCCCUGGAGUGAGAAGGGAUUUAACUCUGCACACACCAAAUAUGCAGGACGUGUCAUUACUCCCUAAAGGCAAUAAGGGGUUAAUGAAGUGAUUUUGGUAAUAGAUGCUAAACCAUGCAAACUUGCAAAUAAAAAGUACGGUUUUCUGAAAAACAACACUGUUUACAUAUUCCAAUUUCAUCAUUCAGGCAGAUACUGGGAAUCUCCAAUAUAAAUAGGUUCAUUUUUGAAUCUAUUUGACUUCUAGCAUCAGCAUGUAAAGUACACUGAUGCUAGUUGUGCCAUGCAUCCAAUCUUAAUAUUGGAUUGGCGGAUCCAAUCCAGCAUGUAAAGUACACUGAUGCUAAUUGUGCCAUGCAUACAAUUUUAAUAUUGGAUUGGCGGAUCGUGACUAUGGAUGUGCAUGUGGAAUGUGUCUUUAAUAUCUGAGAUUGAUGGGAUUUAGCUGAAAGUCAUCAGCAUUGAUGAGUCUGUCUCUCUGAAAUGAAAAACAUUUAUAGCAAUUUUCAUCAAUUUUAGGGGCCUUAAACAGGUUAAGAAGCACAACUAAAAACAUAUUACAAGGUUAUUCACUAAACACUGGAUUUUGUACAAAAAUGACAGAUUUUAUACCACAUUUGUUAUUUUCAGAUUUAUUAAAGCCAAGUGUGGUCGCAGAUCAUCAGUCACUUUCAAAAAUAAGUUUGAAAUAUAAAAAUAAUAACUUUGCCCGCUGCCGCUGCUGCCAUCCGCAUAUAGUUUGGUUGAAAUCUAAACAAAAUUCAGGUCUGUUAGGGACCUGCUUUACAAAAUCCAGACUGAUAAAUUCCAUCAACAAUAUAGAGAUUUUGUAGUCCAAAUGACCCCAUAUGCAUCCAGAUGGUUCAUUAAGACUUUAGUGAAUAACCCUGUUAGUGUUCCUGUAAUAUUUUUAAAUUUACACAAGGCAUGUGAAAUUUGUAUUCAUUCAUGUGGAUCACUUGUUAUUGAUUGGUGUUAAAUAUCGUCUAGCAUUUCCCUUAUAAUAUUAGCACUCUUUAAGGGAUUAGAAAUUAAAAAUGGGAUACCUUAUGUUAUUUGGUGUCAUCUUGAACAUUUAAAAAGUUGCCUUUCUUCAAGAAUUUACAUUUUGCUAACAUAUAGAAGGAAAAGGUGUCCUGAGCAGACAGAGAACAUUGCCUUUCAUGCAUGUUUACAGUAUAACUCUUUCAUAUGCACACAUGCACGCUGUGACUUGGCAGUGUACACACACACACACACACCAUAACAGCGUAUUUUUUCCCCAGAUGAUAUCAAAGGGAAUGUGGUGGAGUUUAGGUGCUGGAGAUUACCACAAAAUAAAUGGAUUUCAAAGGAAAGAUUGCAAGGACAGCUUCAGAGCCUUUCAUACUUCUAUAACUACUGAAAUGAGACAGUAGUGGCAAUGUGCUCAGUGCUCCUUUUAAGCAUUUCUGCGUGUAGGAAUUGGAAAUCAAUGGAAUUGCCUUGACUAACAUAUUUGUAGUUUUAAUUCAAUAAUGUAAUAUAAUAGCUUAAAACUAAAUCUAGUAAUAUUUCUAUAUCCACAAAUGUGCUAUUUGGCUACAAUAUAGAAAUACAAAUAUAUUACCUAUAGUAACACUGAUGCCAUAUUAGUAUUAUAUUCCUCUUACUUACAAUUGUCACAGCAUUUUCAGUAUUUUAUUAUCAAAUUUGAUCAAAUGCAUUUAAAAUGGUCCUGUUCAACGUUUCUAGCACCAUCCCGCCGCAGUGACAUGGAGUCACUGGGAUACUGUAUGUUAAAAUGGCUAUGUGGAUCUUUACCGUGGACUGGAAUAACUAAGGCUAGUGACAUAAUGGAAGAGAAAGACAAGUAAGUAGUCCUAAAUCACAAUGUAUCAAUAUGAUAAAAAAAAUACUACAAUUAGGUGUUUAAAUAGAAUGGAAUGGGAAAAAAAGCAUAAGUGAGCAUUUAUUUUAUUGACUUAAAGUAAUGAAGUAGAUAAGAACACUGAAGAACUCCCUCAAAGCUAACUCAGUUUUUUCCUUAAAUAAACUGUGUUCCCCUGGCUCUAUACCUUCCUCUCCAGAAUUCACCCGAAGCGCUCUUCUCGUGGCAGCCAUUCGGCAACGACCGGACGGCCCCAGCGGCACUUAUUCAUAAGUGACCUGGAACGGAAAUCGGCCACUCCACCCACACUUUUCCGUUCCUCUUUACCCCUUGUAUUUUCACCUUUCUCGACCAGCCAGGAGAGCACUAAUUGGAGGAAGAAUACCCUAGACUAGGGAUAGGCAACCUUUGGCAUUCCAGAUGUUUUGGAUUAUAUCUCCUAUAAUGCUCUUACACCCAUAAUGCUGGCAAAGCAUCAUGGGAGGUGUAGUCCAAAACAUCUGGAGUGCCGAAGGUUGCCAAUGCCUGCCCUAGAGUAGACUAUGAUGAACCAGAGCCCCCAUUUGUUUGUCCGCAGGAGCUCGCGACAGUUGACCGGCCACAAGGACAAUUUGCUUGGAAUUAUUUUGGUCUUCGCCCACUUGUGGGGUCGGUCAAAACUUUACCCUGGUGACAAUUUGACUACACUGCAUACAUCAAACUAAUUCUCUUAUGGACAACGUGGGUGCUCAGAUCAGGGCUAUCCAGGGAUAUAACAUACGUGGGAUUCCUGCCUGUUUUCGUUGUGUUUUACAUGUACCUCUUGAUUCCGGAAGAUAAGUGAGUUUGCUUUUGCUUAAAUUAAUUAUCUGCCAAACACAUAUUCCUGGGAGGGUUUUACUGUGUUAUAAAUAAUGACCAAUGCUGCAGGUUGGGAUAUAUAACCAUGCUUCUUGGCCUAGUAAAACCAGUUGUUUUGUACCCUAUAUCAAGUCUCGACUGAUGUUUGGGUAUACGGGAGAUAUAGCGCUAUAAUCACUGAAGCCAUGCGGGAAUCAGGAGAACAUCAGACGGACGGACCACUCUGGGUAUAGACAAACUGUCACAAACACAUUCACAGGACAUUUACUAAAAAAGAAAUUAAUAGAAAAAUGCAAUAAAAUUAAAUAAUAGGCUUGGAAAUAUUCUGCUACUAUUCAUUUUCCAUCUUGGCUUGUUUGGCCUAAAGCAGGCUUCCUCAAACUGCGGCCCUCCAGAUGUUGCUGAACUACAACUGCCAUGAUUUUAUGAAUGAAAUAGGCUGAGAAUCAUGGGAGUUGUAGUUUGGCAACAUCUAGAGGGCUUGAGUUUGGGGAAGCCUGACCUAAAGGAUUGUUCUGAUGUUCUAAAUGCUCCUGUUGCUUUUAUAUUCAAGCCUGCCUUGUAGAAAAUAAAACAAAGUAAAACUGACAAUUCAUCCAGCAGGGUCCCUGACUCACCUCUACUGCUUUUCUUGAUGCACUAUUACAGCCAAUCAAAUUUUUCUCUACGGAGAAGCAAUGAGUGCCCUACGGCACAUGAGUGUCAAUUGCUGCCCUACACAUAUAGGAUUAUCUUCCUAGAGAUGCAAUACAGUGCUACUCUGUGGAAAGACAUAACUGCACUCUGCAUCAUCACGAUGCCUAACUUGAUGCCACUAGAAGCACACUGGUUGACAAAUGUGAACAUUUGUGUUUCUCAGAAACUUAAAGGGACACUGUACUCAACCAGACCACAUCAGCUCAAUGAAGUGGUCUGGGUGCCAGGUCCCUCAGGUUUUAACCCUUCACGUGUAAACCUAGCAGUUUCAGAGAAACUGCUAGGUUUACAUUAGGUGUUAAGCCAACAUCUAGUGGCUGUCUUGCUGACAGCCACUAGAGGCGCAUCUGCGAUGCUGGAUGAGAAAGAACGUCCAUAGGAAAGCAUUGAGAAUUGAAUUCAAAGCAUUGAGCAUUGAGCUCCAUUUGGGGGCUGACGUCGCCGGGGGAGGAGAGAUCACCAGCGCCCAGUGAGCCCGGCACUGGAUAAAGGUAAGUGGCUGAAGGGGUUUUAACCCCUUCAGCCCAGCAGGAGGGGGACCCUUAGGGCGAUGGUCCCCCAAGGAUGACAUAGUGUCAGGAAAAAGAGUUUGUCUUCCUGACACUAUAGUGAUCUUUUAAAUUUGUCAAAGUGCAUCUAGACAGCAAGACCACUACAUUAACCUGUAGUUGUAUUGGUGCUUGGAGUGUUCUUUAUAGAAUUUAAAUACAUUGGUCAGUUCUCGGUUUAGUGAAUAACUGACAUUUACAGACAUUAUUAGCUUUGUAUCCUUGAGAUUAUUUAUCAGAUCAUGAACUCAAUCAAGUGAUCUGUGCAAACAGAAUUCAUUGAGUAUUUCUUUUUAUAUUUUAUAGGUUUAAAAAUGAUAUUCAAGUUACUCUUAAACAGUGCUUCAAAAAGAAGAGGGUUCCAGGUAUGUAAACAGCAUGGUACAAAGAAACUUUAAUUUUUUUAGGUGAAUGUUUUUGAAAAGAUAAAUGACAGAUAGCGUCAUAGGAUGGUGCCAAGGGACGCCAGAAACUCUAACCACCCCAAUAAGAUAAAACAUUUACAGUGCCUUCAGUGUCCCUUUAAGUAAAGGACACUGAAGGCACCUUACUUAAAGGGACACUGAAGGCACUGUAAAUGUUUUAUCUUAUUGGGGUUGUUAGAGUUUCUGGCAUCCCUUGGCACCAUCCUUGUAUUCAGCAUUAAACCAUUUUUAAAGUUUAUAUGCCAGUUGAGACUUCCUGGCAGCUCAUCAUAAGCCCCUCUAUGCUGCUUGGGCUAUUGAGGAAGCACUAUCAGGAGCAGCAAUGGGCUACUGUAAUAAACGGAGAGUGUCAGCUGACCCACUGCUGGUACAACAUGGUAUGGCUAGAAAGAAUUGCGCAAUCUCUGCCUUAGCCAUACUUCCAGUAGGCUGUCUGUGGGUGGCCAGAGAUCCUUAGUGUUAAACGUAUUGAAAUUGGUUUAAAACUAAUACGAGGAACAAAGACAGUGUGGUCCAUACACUACCAACAUUUCAUUGAGAUUAAAUGGUACUUAAUAUUAAUAGUACUUUGAAAAAUAAACAUCCCUGGCUUUUUGUAUUUAGUGUCAUUGCUGUGCUUGAUAGGUAUCCACUACUGCAGUCCCUGGUUCUUUGCAGAAUAAUUCAGGGCUCGCUCUAGAAUUUCUACGUUCCCCUGCCUCCAAUUCAAUAAAUAAAGAAUUUUGGACAAACACAUUUAUUUAAUUUGAGAUCAUUUUUUUUUUUUUUUAAAGAAGUAUUGAAAAUUUACCUAGACCACGUUAUGUGUCUGAAUUAUGAAGAUGCUCCUGACUAUGACAAGCUUCGUAAUACCCUAUGUGAUGCUCUGGGCAAGACAGAUCCUUACGAUGCAGUAGCUGUAUAGACCAGGUAAAGGAGAUAUGGCAGCUUCUACAUUGCAUGUGUAUGUUUGUCUCUGUAUACAGAUGUUUGCAGGUGACAUUUUUGGAUGAAGUUUUAAAGUGAUUAAAUAUCAUGAAAAAUAUUUUAAUAUUUAGUAUUUUUUUUACCUAUGUAUUCUAUUUUAAUAUUUUUUAAAACUUUAUCCAAAAAUAUUAACUUAUUUGAAAAGCUUACUCAACAAGAUUAAAUCAAGGCCAUAUUUACAGUCUGAAACUCCUCUAUAGAAGGAUUUGGACAAAUGUGGCACUGUGUGCAAGACAGGCUACUAAGAUCCAGUACACAAAUGUAAAUGUACACACUUUAGGAAGAAAAAUAAACUUGUAAGUUAAAGCAGAACUGUCGCUUACAGAAACUGACAGUUUCUUGUUCUGUCACCCCAGAAACACUAUUUCUGGGAUUACUGGGGUAAAUAAUGCAGUAGAGGGAAGAAAGAAAAAAAAGCAUUUGUAGUACUUCCAUGCUGCAGCAAUUCACUGUACCACAAUGCCUUGAAACCUGUGUCCUUGGGCAUCUAAUGUACGUGCAUGCUUAGAAUCUUCUCCAGUAUUGCUACACAUAUGCAUGUGCUAUAUGUACAUCACAGCAAAAGUUAAAGGAGCACUAUAAUGUCAGAAAUACCAACAUGUAUUCCUGACACUAUAGUCCUGAAGUUGCUCUUUAGGUGAUUGGCCCUGCUCGAAUCACAAUGAAAAGGUGAUUUUACUCAACUUUUCUUCCAUGCGCCGCUGGUCUCGCCACAGAUGGCCCUACCUCCAUGGCUGAGAUCAGCCAAUCCAAUUAUUUCCCAUAGGAAUGCAUGUGUGGCAAAAUGCUGUACUACACCAAAUCAGCAUCUCCUUAUAGAGAUGCAUUGAAGACACUGAAUGUAGGUGCUACACACUGUGCAGGACGGGAUUAAGAAGAACCUCUAGUAGUAUGCACCAAUAUAAACACUGCCUUUUCUGUGAAAAGGCAGCAUUUACAUUCAAAAGCCUGCAGGGGCAGGCUAUAGACACCAGAACAACUACCGUAAGCUGUAGUGGUUCUGGUGACUAUAGUGUCCCCUUGAUUUAGUUUACAUACUUUCCAGUGCAAAGCCUCCUUAAAUACAGCAUGACAUUGUCAAACAGAACCAAUGUUUCUCAUAGAAAAGAAGCAUUGAAUUCAGUUUUGAUCCAAUAAUGAAGCUAAGGUAAUUUUUAAGAAACCUGUUCAAGAGUACUGAGUUUCUCAUAGAUCCCUGCUCACAAAAAAAUCCUGCUUUAUGGGAUAUGUAGUUCAGCACUCCGCAGCAGAAAACUGGGAAGGAGCUUCUCAAAGUGGGCCUUGUUUGGAAUGCACAUGCUAUACAAGUACAUACAUAGCUAAGGGGAUGCACGUGCCUGCACCUGCAAAUCUCUUGAAUUAUAAAUCUGAAAAAGGGCACACAGGGGCAGGGGAUCUUCUUGCACCAUGACAUAUGCUAGGAGUAUGCAAUAAUAUAAUGCCUUGCAUGUAUAAAUAAAUAUAGGACCAAUGUACUUUUUUGAUUAACAAAAUCUGUUAAAUUAAAAUUAUGUAUACACAAUAGUUUAACGUGCUGUUUUUUGUUUUUUUUUCUGCAGAUCUCAUCAACAUUUGACUCAAAUUCAAUCUUUUUUUGUCUGAAGAUGAUUUAAUGGAUGACAUAAAUCAUACUGUGAACUGAUGUCACUACUGCAGUUUUUACUGAAUAUGUAAUGUUUUUACUGGUUUUUAAUCUGUUGUAUUUGUUUUAAUUUCAUUUAAUUAUAGCACUGGAGUUUUGAGCAGUCUCCUCGGCUGCCUAACAUCUUAAACCUAAAUUGCAGUAUCACAUCAGUGUCUGAUACUGCAAAAUAAUCCCCAUGUAAUUAUUGAAAGCUGUUUGUUUGUUUUUUUUCUGCAGAUCUCAUCAACAUUUGACUCAAAUUUGAAUCUUUUUUUGUCUGAAGAUGAUUUAAUGGAUGACAUAAAUCAUACUGUGAACUGAUGUCACUACUGCAGUUUUUUUACUGAAUAUGCAAUGUUUUUACUGGUUUUUAAUGUGCUGUAUUUGUUUUAAUUUCAUUUAAUUAUAGCACUGGAGUUUUGAGCAGUCUCCUCGGCCGCCUAACAUCUUAAACCUAAAUUGCAGUAUCACAUCAGUGUCUGAUACUGCAAAAUAAUCCCCAUGUAAUUAUUGAAAGGUUCAGUUCAAAUCACAAUAUUAUAAUUACCUUUAUGUCUGUAUACAUAAAGCUUGAAGAUUAUUUGUCCUGAGUGACUUAUACCCACUAGCUUUCUACUUGCUGUGAUAAUAUGAAACAUUACUGACUACUGAAAGCAGCUGCAGUGUAAUGAAAGCGUUGUAAUAGAGUUAGAGUAUAAAAUAGUCCAAUUCAAAUGCCUUUUAAUCUUUAUUUGGACACAUCAAUUCAUCUGGGAUGAACCUGUGGAGUCUCAUUCAUAGAAUAAGACUCCACAGGUAAAUCCUGGACUGAUCGACUUGUCCGGAUAUGAAUUAAUUAGAAGAAUAGUAAAAAAUGUUUGGGUUCAUACUUAUGCAAUUAAAAUAUAUUAUAAUAUUAUAUAAUAAAAUAUUAUAUUAACAGUAAAAUGGAUCAUAUUCCAAUGAGUCCCACCUUGCUGCACAACAAUUUGCAGUCAAAUAGUGAACAAUUACAUUUUGUGAAGUGUAUAUAUAGAGAGCUAUUUUUUUAAAAGACUAUUAAACUGAUUGAUAGGAAAGUUUUUAGGUUUGUGUGUGUAAAUCAAGCUUUAUUUUUAGUCUGCCAUCCUUAAAGGACCAUUAUAGUGCCCCCACCCUCAGGGUCCCCCUCCCGCCGGGUUCUAGGGUAGUAGAAGGGGUUACACUUACCUCUUUCUCCAGCGCCGGGCGGGGAGCUCUCCUCUCCGCCUCCUCUCCUGCUGAAUGCACAUGCGCGGCAGGAGCCGCGCGCGCAUUCAGCCAGUCUAUAGGAAAGCAUUGCCGCGCAUCACAAUGCUUUCCUAUGGAUGCUGGCGUCUUCUCACUGUGAAAAUCACCGUGAGAAACACGGAAGCGCCUCUAGCGGCUGUCAAUGAGACAGCCACUAGAGGCUGGAUUAACCCAUUUAUAAACAUAGCAGUUUCUCUGAAACUGCUAUGUUUAUAGAAAAAAGGGUUAAACCUAGCUGGACCAGGCACCCAGACCACUUCAUUAAGCUGAAGUGGUCUGGGUGCCUAUAGUGGUCCUUUAAGUUUUAUGUUGCUAUCACUGAGCCUCGAGACAAAAAUAAUCCUUCUAUUAGUGGAGAUUAUUGUGUAAUUUAAAGGACGAUGCCAACCACUAUAGCACUCUAUCCCCCUGUUGUGAGUAUUCAAACCAUUUUAGAACAAUUUAACUUCUUAUCUGGGGUCCAACGGAUCCUUCUGUUCGCCUCAGCUACAUGCCAGGGAGCCAGGAGCUUCGACUGAAGAGCUUCCAUUAGCUCUUUUGAGUUAAGCCGCUGGGCUUAGCUCAGAAUGCUUAUAGCUCUCACUGAGCUAGUGGAGGCAUGAGCUCACCUUUCAAAUCUCAAGUAAGACAUCAAACUGUUCUAAAGGGAACUGUAGUGGUUAUGCUGCAUGGAAUGUUUCUUUUAACCACAUAGUAAUUUGCGUUUACUCAGUUUAAAUGUGAUUUUAUUUGUUUACAUUACCCUUUACAUUAAUAAAAAGGUGAUCUAACCAA